CAAAUAACACGAUCCUCGCAAGAAGACAAGUCAGACGAUAAACCCGAAGAGGACAAAUCGGAGAAGUCAGAGAAAAAAGAGGACGAGCAGAAUAAGGAAGAGGAAGAGAAAGAUGAAAAGGAGGACUCCAGGUGAGUGUUGAAUAGCUCUGUGUGUGCGUAUAAACGUGGGCAUGGGUUUCCCACAGGUACUGCUGUUAGUCCUGGCUAAAGUCAGCCUCUGGCCUGGUCCGCCUCUGACACUUUUAGGGAGAAUCUGUACCUCCCAGUAAAUGUUUGCCCUCAGUUGAGGCGACAGGAACUCUGGAGCCUUAUCACAGGGAUCAGCAUCCCUCAUAGAUGUGUUGUAAAUUAGGCCAUAGAGAGAGUGCGAGCGGGAGAGAACCACUGCCCUUCUCUGGCGUGAUGGACAGGCUGACCAAACCACCCACCACCCGCUGCUUUCAGUGUUCCAUUGAUAACUUGUGUCCUCUCUCCUUCGAAUGUUCUACUCCAAUUAAUUUUGAGAUGGAGAAAGAAUGAGAAGAAUUGAGGAAAGGCGAAUUGAAAAAGAGCCACUGACUCUUAAGAGGCAGACAUCUUGACCCCAGGACUCUGAUCCUUUAGCCAGAUGACUCCCUGCCUUUUUACCCAGCUGGAUCAGUGGGCAGCAGUUAGUCAUAACUCAUGUGUCCUAACCAACCACUAAAUGAGAAAUGCAAGUGCCUGUAAAAAAAAAUAACCUGCUAAUGAAAAUGUAUUUUAUUUAGAUUUUGAUUGGACUAUUAUUUUGAUUUUCCUAAGAAUUCAGCUGUGCAAAUAAUAGGCUUGUACAGUUAAUGAAAAUGUCCAUUGCGGAGGAAUUGAAUAAAAUAAAACAAUCCCUUCUCUUGUCUCCUCCAGGGACAUCGGCAAAGACAAAGACAAGUGUGACGGCGGGGAGGACGAGGACUGUAAGGAGCAGAGCACGCCACGCGGCAGGAAGACCGCCAACAGCCAGGGCCGGCGCAAGGGAAGGAUCACCACGCGCUCCAUGGCCAAUGAGGCUGCCUCUGUGGCGGCCGAGGAACCACCGCCACCCGCCCCCGAGCCUGCCUUGCCAACCGAGCCCCCUCAGCUCCCCAAACCUGAGCCUACUACCCAGAAGGCUAUGAGAGAGCCCACCAAAUCUGCAACGGGGGAACCCCCCAUGGACCCUAACAGAGGAGGUAAGCACCUCGGCUAUUCUACGCUUUUAUUAGCCUACUACCAUCCCCUCUUUCUUUCUUUUUUACGAAGAUGCAUCUCAAAAAGAUAGAGGAGGAGACUUACGCUUACUAAGGUGGUUUACUAGUUUUAUGGGUAUGUUGUAUUUGUGACCAUGGGACUUAGUAGAUAAUAUAACUCUCUACUCCUGUCCACUCGCGGUAUUGAUCCUCGGUUAUGAAAGUUUGAACGAGUGUGUGGAGUGCGAACUGUGGCUUCAUGAUUAUCUUAUGUGAGAGAUCAGCUGUUGUGUGUUUUUAUCCUGGAAAGGCCCUGAAAUAUAAUAGCAUUGUGAGGAUGCUGUUAUAGGUCACUGCUGUAGAAGAGGGCGGCACAACUUGAGAGCCUAAACAAGUCCCAAUGGUCAUGCAGCUGAGCUGAAACACCUCUAGCUUCAAGAAAAACACCACCACAUACCAUAUAAACAACCCCAAUUACCUUUACACACACACACACACGUGAUAGGGUGGUCAGUUAACAACUGGGGUCAGUUCCAUUCAUUAGCUAUAUUUCUAAAUAAGGAAUUGUCAGCUCUAUUCAUUAGCUACAUUUAUAUCUGUAAUGUCACCGUUCUGAAUGCAUCCCUGGUUCACCAGGUUCAGGUUGUUGUUGUUUUGCUCCUCAACACAAUGCCAUAACAGACUUCUAUCUCUCACUUCUGUAACCCAGCCAGGGGUUCGGUCUCAGUCUAGCCUAUACCCUAGCCAUCAUCACCAUGGCAAUAGUGUGGUGUCUGGGGUGGACCUGUUGUCAUGGCUCCUCACAGCUGUACUUCAGCCUAGCCACUUAAUUUGUCCUUGUGCUGCUCUGAGAGCUUAUUUUGAUGUUUGUGUGCUGAAUGUCAGACAGACAGUGCAGGCCCAGGGCUCUAACCAGAACAUUCAAGCAAACACAAAAGUAUUUUAGAAAGGUCAAUUUAGGCUACAUCCUUGAAUGGAUAAUCAAUUAUUCCAUUCUAAUCUAUCUCAGAAAGGUGAAUAUCCAUCCAAGGAAGUAAAAUCAAAUUGUAUUAUUUUUCAAGGAAUUUAGAUUUUUUCAGUCUUUAUGGCUGAUUCUGUAUUAACCAAAAGCUACAUGUUGUGCUGUCCUUCCCUCCUCUCUGCUCUGUGUCUUAAGUCUGCACCUUAUUUCCCAGUCAGUCUGUCAACCCCCUGACCCCCCUUGGCUCUGGUGCAUCAGGGAUUUGCAUAGGCCCAUGUCAGGUUCAAUCUUUUGAAAUGACUGACUGCUGAGCAGACUGUGCUUGUCUCCUCUCCUGAUUCACUGGGGAUUCACAGCCUCCGUGCUGGUUUUGUGUGUGUGUGUGUGUGUGUGUGUGUGUGUGUGUGUGUGUGUUAGGCUUGGGCGGUAUCCAGAUUGUCAUACCUUCAUAUCUUGUGCCAUCCUGAGCUAUUCUGUAAUACCAGCACUGAACACAAGGGGCGCUAUUUUCAAACCCCACUGAGCCUCUGUAAUCCGAAGGGUAGCAAUGUUAACAAGUACAUGUAAAAUCCCAUAGAGAAUGCUAACGAGCGCAUUGCGAACAUUUUAUACGUCCUCUGACUUACACUAUUUGCAGAACAGACAUCCCAGCUCAAAGUUAUACAAGUAACAAAAAAAUGCUACUCACAGUUUGCUGCACGCACAAAACAAAUAUUAGAUCCAGGAGGGGAUUCUCUGCUUUUACCAAGAGAAGCUUGAUUUUGGAAGAAGCUAACCAUUUAGCUAGAUAGCUAACUAGCUACUAAAUCAGCAAACCAAAAGCACAACUGCAUUUAGCACAUUUUACACUGUUAACUUAGUAGUUAUAAGACAUCUAGCUGGCUAACAUUUAGUUGUGAAUUCCAAACUGUAACUAGGUCACCUGGCGCAUUCUGCACAAGAGUGAGUAACUCUCAAGGCUCCGGUCUCUCGUCGUUGUGUGCUUGUAAACAAACACCACGUGACUGGGGACUACCGGUAAGCUUCAUAAUGAUAAAUUAUGUGACAGGUGAAAUUAAUAAUGCGAUCUUCUUUCUCUCCUAAUGUAUUGCACAAGUUAACUGCAGGUAUUUGCUUAAAAAUUAGCUACAAAUAUUCAAAUUUAUAAAAAUACUUCAAAUAAAUAGUAGCUCAGUUGGUAGAGCAUGGCGCUUGCAACGCCAGGGUUGUGGGUUCGUUUCCCACGGGGGGCCAGUAUGAAAAUGUAUGCACUCACUAACUGUAGGUCGCUCUGGAUAAGAGCGUCUGCUAAAUGACUGAAAUGUAAAUGUAUUGAAAAACCAUCCUGUGGCUAUUUCCAAAUACCCCGGGAUACGGUAUAUACGGUAUAUCACCCAAGCCUAGUGUUUGUGUGUUUUAAAACCUGGUUUGAUCUCAUUAGGAGUCACAGAGGGGGUCCCUGUCUGUUGUAGCCUCCUACUCUGUAUUUAUAACUAUAUGUAUGCAUCUGAAAUGGCACCCUAUGGCCCCCUAUUCCCUAUAUAGUGCUCUACUAUUGACCAGAGCCCUAUGGGCCGGGUCAAAAGCAGUCCAUUAUAUAGGGAAUAGGGGGCCAUUUUGGACUGACCCUAUCUCUUCAAAGAGCCAGGCGAGAUUAAUGACCUGCCCACCUCCCUGGAUCUUAACAGGCCAGAUGGGGGCACGAGUGAAUGGGGGUAAGAUUAGGCGAACACGUUGAACGUACCACGGGACAGGAGCAGCGAUUCAGCAAUUGUUUGAGUAGAUUUAAGUCUGUGAGGCCCCAGACCGUUUUUUCUAGGAGCUGUCUAAACAGUGAGAAUGGAUCUCCUCAAUAAUUUAUUUGGGUUGUAAAUGUCAGGGGUUCAUACUGCAGCUAUAUUGGUCCAAAUGUUUACACAAUCUCUGUGGGUCCAAUGGAAUAGAGUGGGCCAGGGUUCACUCUCUCUCUCAGCCCCAGCCUCCAUCAGCACCCAUCAGUGUGUGUGUGUGGUUAAUAGUUACUUUGCAUUGUAGCAGUGAUAUGAGUGGUAAGUCUCUGUCUGUCGGCUGUUCUCUCUGUCUGUUUUGUCUCUGUCCAAGGCCGUUUCCCAAAGAGGGGGAAGUUGGGAGGCGCGUCUCUCUACUCCUCCGCUGUCUGGAGCCAGAUCAGGUGACAUGGAACCUCCCCUUGUGGGGGAGAGAGAGGAGGAGGGGAUUGGGAGGUAGAGAGCGAAAGUGCAACAGAAGGAGGGAGAGCGAGCGAGCACGAGAGAAAGGGAGUGUAAGAAAGAGAGAGGGAGAGAGCGUGAGGGGCAGGUCUCGGCAGCGAGCCACAGAAUGUAAACAGAUUAUUAGAUUAGCAGCCAUGAGAAGCAGACGGCUGAGAAGCGGAACGAGCUCGGUACUUUCUCUCUCUGUGGGCUGUUAUGAAGGUUUCUGUUCUCUCUCUGUGACUUAAGCAGGAGGAGCUGCUGCCGCUGCGAACGGCGAAACCGGAGAGACUUCUCGCUGGACCGAGGAGGAGAUGGAGGUUGCCAAAAAAGGUAGCGUUAUCAUUUUAUUUCUCUAUCUACCGUUUCUCUCUCUCACCCCUCUCUCUUUCUAGUUUGAUCUCACUCUCCUCGUCAUUUGUAUUUGUAUUUAUUAUGGAUCCUGCCAAGGCAGUAGCUACUCUUCCUGGGGUCCAGCAAAAUUAAGGCAGUUAUACAAUUUUAAAAACAUUACAAUGCGUUGAUAACAGAUUUCACAACACAUUGUGUGCCCUCAGGCCACUACUCUACUACCACAUAUCUACAACACAAAAUCCAUGUGUACGUGUGUGUAUAGUGCGUAUGUUAUCGUAUGUGUGUGUAUGCAUGUGCCUGUGUCUCUUCACAGUCCCCGCUGUUCCAUAAGGUGUAUUUUUAUCAGUUUUUAAAAUCUAAUUUUACUGCUUGCAUGAGUUACAUGAUGUGGAAUAGAGUUCCAAGUAGUCAUGGCUCUAUGUAGUGCUCUGCACCCUCCAUAGUCUGUUCUGGACUUGGGGACUGUGAAGAGACUUCUGGUGGCAUGUCUUGUGGGGUAUGCAUGGGUGUCCGAGCUGUGUGCCAGUAGUUCAAACAGACUGCUCAGUGCAUUCAACAUGUCAAUACCUCUCACAAAUACAAGUUUGCUCCCACACAAACUGUCUCCUCUGACACUCUCCUGGCUGGGUGCAUAAAUGGUGGAGGUUUUUAGGGGGAAGCAGGGCGGAGUGGUUUGAGCGAGGAUGCUUUUUCUGGUAGCUAACUGCAGUGGCUCUGCUCUGUUUUGCGUGCCUCUCAAAACUGACCUAUUAGGGCCAAAGCAUGAAGUAACCAAGCGUGACAGUUUGAGUUUCCUCUAAAGAUCAAAUCUAUUAUUCACAAAAACACUUUGCCAGGCCUCUGGAUCUUGUAGGACUUCACCUUAAAACAUUUUUUAAAAUUUUUUAUCAUUUUUCUCUCCAAAAUAACUUAUUUUGAGAGGUGAGUGUUUCAUUUCAUGGAGUUGCUGACAGUGGACACACCAGCGUUUCUGCUUUCACCAGUUGCGUCACACACUCAGUCCAUGGGAGAUUGACCCCUAACCCCAACCCCCAUCGACCCAUAGCUACCUUCUAGCCAGGCCAGUACUCCUCCAUAUUUGUCAGUGUAGACUCUGGUGGACAGAGGGAGAAAAAGGGAGAGGGCGAGACUGAUGUCGAGUUUCCAUCUGAGAUUUAUCCUGGUGUUUUACCCAAAAGGCUCAGACUUUUCUGUUUCCAUCUACGUGGACUGGCACCCGUGUCUCACUGGGUCAUGUCUCCGGCGGACCUGCUCUGACCAGGCCACUGGUACUUUUCAGCUGUUAUUUACAUAAUAAUGGAAAACUGUGAACUUUAGCACCUUCUCACAAAGUAACAGUCUUGAUAAUGUAGAGGUUGUUGAUUCUGCUCGCCCCAAGUCUUUAGUGUCACACUCCUGAUGGAGAAACAAUAACACUAGAGCUUACAUUAAUAUAAAUCACUGGCAAUACUUUGGUGUGGGGUAAGUCUUAAGUGGAAGUGCAGCAUGAGAGGCCCAAUGGGGAUAAGCUCAUUGGACUGGGGAGAGUAAAUAGAAGGAUUGAUGGGGAUUAAUUAAGGCUCUCUUGGGUGGGUUUGAGGAUUUGGUCAUUCCUCCCCAACCCAUGUACAUGUUCGCUUUCUCCCGUACAUACACUUCAGUUGACAAACCUAGCCUAUAUAUUACCUCUGCUCUGCUGUGUUUCUGUAUUUAUGUAUCGCAGAUGCCAGAUACAGUAUUAUGCUUUGCCAUUGGUAUCAUAUUUGGUUGGUCAUACAUUCACAGCCAAAAGUGAAUCACUGUGAUCUUACAGUAACUAGGGCUGUUAAUUUAGAAUAGUCUGGUUGAAUUAACAGGGUCUAUCAGAGAUGCCACUAUCAUACCCAAGGUCUUAAAUCUGGAGCUCUUCCAGACCAGACAGUACAGAGGGGGAGUUUCUAAAAGCUGACACGUUUGAAAGGAGCACCCCCCCCCCCCCCCCCCCUUUUAAUUAACAGAGUAGCAGCAGUGUAAAAAGAUGGGGUGGGGGUGGAGGGGCAGUGCAAGUAGUCCGGGUAGCCAUGAUUAGCUGUCCAGGAGUCUUAUGGCUUGGGGGUAGAAGCUGUUGAGAAGCCUUUUGGACCUAGACUUGGCGCUCCGGUACCGCUUGCCGUGCGGUAGCAGAGAGAACAGUCUGACUAGGGGGGCUGGAGUCUUUGACAAUUUUGAGGGCCUUCCUCUGACACUGCCUGGUAUAGAGGUCCUGGAUGGCAGGAAGCUUGGCCCCAGUGAUGUACUGAGCCGUACGCACUACCCUCUGUAGUGCCUUGCGGUCGGAGGCCGAGCAGUUGCCAUACCAGGCGGUGAUGCAACCAGUCAGGAUGCUCUCGAUGGUGCAGCUGUAGAACUUUUUGAGGAUCUGAGGACCCAUGCCAAAUCUUUUCAGUCUCCUGAGGGGGAAUAGGCUUUGUCGUGCCCUCUUCACGACAGUCUUGGUGUGUUUUGACCAUGAUAGUUCGUUGGUGAUGUGGACACCAAGGAACUUGAAGCUCUCAACCUGUUCCACUACAGCCCUGUCGAUGAGAAUGGAGGCAUCCUCAGUCCAUAAUCAUCUCCUUUGUCUUGAUCACGUUGAGGGAGAGGUUGUUAUCCUGGCACCACACGGCCAGGUCUCUGACCACCUCCCUAUAGGCUGUCUCAUCGUUGUCGGGGAUCAGGCCUACCACUGUUGUGUCGUCAGCAAACUUAAUGAUGGUGUUGGAGUCGUGCCUGGCCAUGCAGUCAUGGGUGAACAGGGAGUACAGGAGGGGACUGAGCACGCACCCCUGAGGGGACCCCGUGUUGAGGAUCAGCGUGGCAGAUGUGUUGUUACCUACCCUUACCACCUGGGGGAGGCCCGUCAGGAAGUCCAGGAUCCAGUUGCAGAGGGAGAUGUUUAGUCCCAGGAUCCUUAGCUUAGUGAUGAGCUUUGAGGGCACUAUGGUGUUGAACGCUGAGCUGUAGUCAAUGAAUAGCAUUCUCACGUAGGUGUUCCUCUUGUCCAGGUGGGAAAGGGCAGUGUGGAGUGCAAUAGAGAUUGCAUCAUCUGUGGAUCUGUGUGGAUCUGUUGGGGCGGAAGCAAAUUUGAGUGGGUCUAGGGUUUCUGCGAUAAUGGUGUUGACGUGAGCCAUGACCAGCCUUUUAAAGCACUUCAUGGCUACAGACGUCAGUGCUACGGGUCGGUAGUCAUUUAGGCAAGUUAUCUUAGUGUCCUUGGGCACGGGGACUAUGGUGGUCUGCUUGAAACAUGUUGGUAUUACAGCCUCAGUCAGGGACAUGUUGAAAAUGUCAGUGAAGACACUUGCCAGUUGGUCACCACAUGCUCGGAGUACACGUCCUGGUAAUCCAUCUGGCCCUGCGGCCUUGUGAAUGUUGACCUGCUUAAAAGUCUUAUUCACAUCGGCUACGGAGAGCGUGAUCACAUAGUCAUCCGGAACAGCUGGUGCUCUCAUGCAUGCUUCAGUGUUGCUUCCCUCUAAGCGAGCAGAGAAGAUGUUUAGCUCGUCUGGUAGGCUUGUGUCACUGGGCAGCUCGCGGCUGUGCUUCCCUUUGUAGUUUUCAAGCCCUGACACAUCCGACGCGCGUCAGAGCCGGUGUAGUACAAUUCAAUCUUAGUCCUGUAUUGACUCUUUGCCUGUUUGAUGGUUCGUCAUAUGGCAUAGCGGGAUUUCUUAUAAGCAUCCGGGUUAGAGUCCCGCUCCUUGAAAGCGGCAGCUCUACCCUUUAGCUCAGUGCGGAUGUUGCCUGUAAUCCAUGGCUUCUGGUUGGGGUAUGUACAUACGGUCACUGUGGGGACGACGUCAUCGAUGCACUUAUUGAUGAAGCCAGUGACUGAUGUGGUGUACUCCUCAAUGCUAUCUGAAGAAUCCCGGAACAUGUUCCAGUCUGUGCUAGCAAAACAGUCCUGUAGCUUAGCAUCUGCUUCAUCUGACCACUUUUUUAUUAACCGAGUCACUGGUGCUUCCUGCUUUAGUUUUUGCUUAUAAGCAGGAAUCAGGAGGAUAGAGUUAUGGUCAGACUUGCCAAAUGGAGGGCGAGGGAGAGCUUUGUAUGCGUCUCUGUGUGUGGAGUAAAGGUGGUCUAGAGUUUUUUUUCCUCUGGUUGCACAUUUUUAACAUGCUGGUAGAAAUGAGGUAGAACGGAUUUAAGUUUCCCUGCAUUAAAGUCCCCGGCCACUAGGAGCGCUACCUCUGGAUGAGCGUUUUCCUGUUUAGUUAUGGCCUUAUACAGCUCAUUGAGUGCAAUCUUAAUGCCAUCAUUGGUUUGUGGUGGUAAAUAGACAGCCAUGAAAAAUAUAGAUAAAAACUCUCUUGGUAAAUAGUGUGGUCUACAGCUUAUCAUAUGAUACUCUACCUCAGGCGAGCAAAACCUCAAGACUUCCUUAGUAUUUGGUUUGGUGCACCAACUGUUGUUUACAAAUAUACACAAACCACCACCCCUUUUCUUACCGGAGUCAGCCGUUCUAUCCUGCCUAUGUAGCGUAUAUCCCAUCAGCUGUAUGUGUCCAUGUCGUCGUUCAGCCACGACUUGGUGAAACAUAAGAUAUUACAGUUUUUAAUGUCCCGUUGGUAGGAUAACCGUAAUAUUAGGUCAUCUAAUUUAUUUUCAAAUUAUUGAACAUUGGCUAAUAGGAUUGAUGGAAGAGGCAGUUUACUCGCUCGCCGUCGGAUCCUUACAAGGCACCCCGACCUAUGUCCACGAUAUCUCUCUCUUUCUCCUGCGAAUGACGGGGAUUUGGGCCUUGUCGGGUGUCUGUAGGAGAUCCUUCGCGUCCAACUCGUUGAAGAAAAAUUAUUCGUCCAAUACGAGGUGAGUAAUCGCUGUCCUGAUAUCCAGAAGCUCUUUUUGGUUAUAAGAGAUGAUGGCAGAAACAUUAUGUACUGAAUAAAUUACAAAUAACGCGAAAAAACACACACAAUAGUACAAUUGGUUAGAGGGCUGUAAUUCGGCAGCCAUCUUCUCCGGCGCCAUUAAUGUGAGGAGGGGGAUGGGUGAUUUUAUUUUGGUUUGUGGUAGGCCUCAUGAUGAAUAUUAGGGAUCAGUCUGUCUGAAACCCGAAUUAAGUCAUACACAAUUUAAUUCAUACAUAUCCCCCAAUAAAUGUACUUCUUUUAACUUUUAGGAAAGACCCUGAUAUGAUUACUUCUAUUAACCUAAGAGAUGAGUGAAUACAUCAUUCACAGUAUUCACACGUUUUCAAAUAAAAUCAACAUUUAUUUAUCACGUGCUUCGUAAACAACAUGUGUAGACUAACAAUGACAUGCGCUUCCCAACAAUGCAGAGAGGGGGAAAAUAUACAUAGUAGAACAAAUAGCAAAAAACAUUGAAAAAUAAUAACACGAGGAAUAAAUAAACUAUGAGUAACUUGGCUAUAUACACGAGGUAACAGUACAGAGUCGAUGUGCAGGGGUACGAGGUAAUUGAGGUAGAUAUGUACAUAUAGGUAGGGAUAAAGUGACUAGGCAACGGGAUAGAUAAUAAACUGUAACAACAGCGUAUGUGAUGAGUCAAAAGUGCAAAAAGGGUCAAUGCAGAUAUUCCGAGUAGCUAUUGGUUAACUAUUUAACGAACUAUUUAGCAGUCUUAUUGCUUGGGGCUAGAAGCUCUUCAGGGUUCUGUUGGUUCCAGAUUUGGUGCAUCGGUACUGCUUGCCGUGUGGUAGCAGAGAGAACAGUUUGACUUUGGUGGCUGGAGUCUUUGACAAUUUCUGGGGAGAAUGGAUAAUGCCCAUGUUGUAUGUGGCCAGUCACUAAAUAGGGCAACUGGACCACCAUUAUCAUUUUGAAGUGAUUACUACUACUAAAAAAAAUAUCUAAUCAUAAUACUGUAUUACAGUCCAAGAGCCUGAAAUCCUCCUCACCCGAAGUCUCUUGUAAACAAGUGACUCAAAACGUGACGCUAAAUGUUCUGUCCCGUUUCCUCUGUCUUCUCAUUAAUUCAGAUGGUGUUGUAAUGGGCCUUUGUCCUAUUCUGGGCUCCAGUCUGAGGUGAUUUGUCAAAGUGCCAGUGUCCUUUAGCUCAGAAAUGCAGUGGAGGGAGGGAGGGUGAAGAGACACCCUAAUUUCAAAGGUAAUCGGCUGUCCACUGCACCUCUCUGUAAGCGUGGUCUGUCUUUCUUAAACAGUUUAUUGAGACUCCAUUAAACCUAAUUGUUGGAUUAGAUAAGUACUGUUGGCCUGCAGGGUUUUACCAGGUGAGGUGGUGUGAAUCUGUAGUAGGUUAAUAUUCAAUGAAUAGGCUUAAUCUGGGCCUGUUUUAGGUUCCGAUCCCAACCCAGUCUCCCUCCCUCUCCUCUGCCAGGGCUUGUCGAGCAUGGGCGUAACUGGCCAGCCAUUGCCAAGAUGGUGGGCACCAAGAGCGAGGCUCAGUGCAAGAACUUCUACUUCAACUACAAGAGACGGCACAACCUGGACAACCUGCUCCAGCAACACAAGCAGGUACAGCAACACUCAACACGAUUGUGUUCAUAUGGGCACACAAAAAAUGAAAUUAAAAUACAAUGGCAAUAAAAGAGCUUACCUUAUCGUCCAAGGAGUCCCUCCCGGUUUCAGUUUGUUUUCUUCAGUUUAGUGCCUAAUGAAUACACCCCUGUUCAGGUACAAUGUGAAGAGGUUUUAUUUCUGUAACGUCUAUCAGAACAUGUAUGUCUGUCACUGUCUUUAAACUAUCUUUAAGGUAUUUUCUGUAUUAACCAGAGGAGCAGUGAAGUUGUAGUCUGUUCUAUAACCUGUGUUUGUUCAGGACACACGGCGGGCGCGGGGUGAUCGAGACCCGUCGCAGAGCGAGAGCAUGGCCUCAGCUGACGACGACGAAAACCCAGAGGAAAGCGAUGGUCAGUCAGAGAGAUGACACACCCACACCAGAGUCGCACACCAUCCAUCUGUUUAUCCAAACUCACAUUCAGACACACUUACACUGUCUGCACAGCCCAAAACACAAACACAACCAUUGUUAAGAAUUUUUUUUGAUUAUUAUUUAUUUACUUUUGAUCUGAGUGAAUGUACGAUGUAGUAGUGAGUGUGUGUGAAUGAGCGAGAGAGAGAGAGAGAGAGAGAAAGACACUGGGAGUUAGAGAAACGCCUCUAUAGAAGAGUGAAGAGAACUGUAAGAGUGAGUCCACUUCAGAAAGAACCUCUUGAACUGUCUGUCUUGUGAAAAUUUGAUUUGAAUGAAUGGCGAAGGAGCCCCAGUAAUUUCUCUAUACUGUCUAUAGUUUUAAUGAGAGAGAAAAAAGGGAUCAAAUGUAAAGGGAGAAGGCGGGGGGGAAAGCGAGAGAUAAAAGAUGUGAACUAAUUCUGACUGCUGGGCCUGGGUUAUGUAACUGUUCCUUGGCUUUGAAGAGUCAAGAAAGCAUUCUGCAUGGAAUGCUGAGUGCUGCUCCACUCGUUUGAUCCACAGGGCCUCCCCGUCUCUCUCUUUCUCCCCUUUGCUCUCUCCCGCUCUCUCUCCUCCUAUCCCCCUCUCUGUCCUCCACUCCAUCUCUCCCCAACUCUCUGCUCUCUUCCCAUCACUCCGUCUCUUUCUCCCUCUCCUCUGCAUCUCUUCACUCCCCCAUCACUCUCCCUCUCCACUUGCCGUCUUCUCUCUCAAUCUUGCUCUUGCUCUCACUCUCUCCACUCUUUAAAGUUCUAAAAUGCUGUCGGAACAGGGCAGAAAGGGCCUGUUUUGAAUAUUCAACUCCCUUGCCCUACAAUGCUCUGCCACGUAUGGGGAUGGGUUAAUGGAUGUGAGUCCAGAUUAAGUCUGGGACCUUUCCAUUUCAUCCUGGCCCUAAAUGUCCUCAUGAAUUCAAUGUCUCCCUGGGUUUGUCACAGACCGAUCACUCACUGUCUGUCACUCUUGGCCAUCUCUCUCUCUCUCUCUCUCCCUCUCUGCUCCCCUUCUCACCCUCUAUCUCUCUAUUUCUCUAUUUUGGAGUGGAGCCCCAAUCUCCCUCCAGCUUUUGGCUGUGGUAAAGUAAAGUGGCUGAGGUGAAGCAAAUCGGUUUAGGGUUGAGCCUCUCACCUGACCGGGAGGAGGGAGGUAGUAGAGGCUUUCCCGUACUCUUGCAGCCUGCUAGUCUCUCUGUGCCUGUCUCUCUCUCUCCCUCCCACUGCCUCUCUGCCCCUCCUGAUGACAACCAACUACGAUCCGGUAGUUGAAAAGUUGUCGGGACUACAGGAGGUCACUAUAUCAUGUGUUGUUUUUGAAGCUCUUAUUGACUCCCAAGGAAACCCAAAUCUGUCCUCAAGGUCUUAGUUGGUUGGUGUAACUGCCUGCUGACUGCAGAGUGUCACGUGAUUGAGCAUUGCCAGUAAUGCUGCUGGGAGGGCAAUGUUCAGUGUUCUUAAAACCCUGCUUCUGUCUGAGGGGACACAUUUUGAUUAGUUUUUUUUGGUCACCUUAUCUGGACAGAAUCUUUGGCGUUUGAUUUGAUUCAGUUUGACCUCUGUGUCAGAUUUAUCUUGGCAUCGACAUAUGCUUUAUUUUAUUAUUUUCAUUAUUCAAGGUUCAGGUUUCUUCUCUCCAUGGCAACAGUGCCAGACACAGGCAACAUUGCAUGCAUCAUUGGUUUUAUGGUUUGCAGCAUAUUUAUGCAUUUUAUGUGGUCUGUGUUUUUAUCUAUACUGCAUAUUUUUAUCCAUAACAUUUCUAUCUGCAUUGAUCAGUAUGUGUCCCUCUCCCCAGGGUCAGUUCCUAUGUAUGCCAUGCAGAGGGAUUUGAGUGCGUCUCACCCAUGUCUUCUCCUGUUCUGUGUGCCCUUACAGGUGGAGAGAAUAGCUCAGACACAGAGAGCGCCCCGUCCCCGUCCCAGGCGGACCCCUCCAAGGCCGGAGGGGAUUCCCAGAGGGGAGACAGAGCUGGAGGGUCAGAGAACCAGCGGUCUGACCAGGACAAGGGCCAGGCUAGCAAUGGGAGGGUCCAGGAGCUGCCCUACGGGGAGCUGAGGGUCAAGCUGGAGAAGAGCCCCGAGGUAGAGGCCAGAGAGCCUGGCUAUCAGGAGGACGGGGAGAGGGCCCAGGUGGCCUACGAGGGCCAUGGGCACCCCAAGAGCGAGCCCCAGGACGUGGACAUGAAGCCUGGGGGUGCUGGGGCCGGGGAGGUGCAGGUGAAGGUAGAGCCUGACUCUGCCAAGGAGAAGGGGGACAAGGGGGAGCAUGAGAGGCAGAGGGAGGGGCACCACUCGGACAACGACUCCAGCGCCACCUGCAGCGCGGACGAGGAUGUAGACGCUGAGCCCGAGAGACAGAGGUGGGUCAGGCUGGUGAUCACAGGGAUGGGAUUAAGGCCACUUGAUUUUAAAAACUAAGCUAUUUGGGUGACGCUAAUGAUCACUCAGCUGUUGAUACUAUCAGUAUAGGAGAUCAGAUGAGGGCAAAAUGUACUUGGAUUAAUUAUUAAGGUGGUAAAUGGUUGAUAUUAUUAGUGGUAAUUGAAUCGUUCCAUACAGGACUCCUUUAUCGUAACUCCUGUGACCAUUACCUCAACUCUUUCUGACCAGUGUGUCUCACCGUUCCUCUGCUGUCUCCCCCUCUCUCCUGUGACCUCGUUGCUCAGCCCUCCUGGCUCAGUGCUGAUGUCCACGGCCAAGCAGGCCCACCUCAACAUGCAGCAGCUCCAGCAGCGCGCCGCUACCAUCCCGCCCAUGGUCAGUCACUAUAGCAACCCACACUUUUCUAUGAUCAGAUAUGCCCAUUCGGAGAGGCAGGCACACGGAGGCAGGCAGCAGGGGGAAAGCAUGUCUUAUUUAGACCAACCUCCCUGUCAAGUGAGUCCAUCAUCCCCUGCACUUUUCCAACCAACCUGUCAAUCAAUCAAUUCUUACCAAUCAUUAAUUUUCUGUCAUUGAAAUGUUCAAUCAAUCAGUUGAUCAAUGUGUCAGCAUGGAUCUAAAUCAAUCAAAUUGUGCCCAUCUGUUGUGUAAUCUAAUCAUGCUAAUGUGCUGACACUGUCAAAUUGUUUUCUGAUGUCAAUUUAUUUCCCUCCAAUGACCUCUUCUAUGGUGCUUCUGUCUCUCUAUUUCUUAUGGAAUGAGAUCAGACAAACUGGAUCGUUUAAGCAGUGGGGCCGAGAUUUGCGUGCAAAACACGAACACUAUCUAAUCUGACAGCUGUUUAGCUAAUUUCUUUACAUUUCAUUCAUCCAAUAAGGUCCAUUAUCUGUUCUCUGGGAUGGUUUAAAGAGAUGCGCUAGUACUAUUCUUAGUACUAUUAGAGGGCAAUGCAUCAGCCGCUCGCUUCACUGGUACAGAGCUUGUGUGUCCCCCCAGUCUUCCUCACAUGGGCAUCUCUCCUCGCCCCCUUCCUGUAGGUGGGGCCUUUCGGCCCUGGCGGAAUGCCCAUAGGAGCACCCCUCAGCGGUUUCGCCAUGUUCCAGCACCAGAUCACGGCUGUGCACGAGUCGGCCCACGCUGAGGAGAAACAGAGGCAGGACCAGGCUGACCCCGAGCGCAGCAGACAACCCCCCAACUGCCCCGGCUUCACCACCCACAGCCCCACCAUACUGGACAGGGAGGGUAAGAGAGAGUACACACAAACACAUACACGCCUACACACACACCGAUAUCCUCCCUCUGAGCCCUUACCUACCUGAGCCUCUCAACCAACAGCAGCCUAUUUGUAGCCAAUGCAUUUAUUCUGUCCCGUUCGCUGUAGUUCACCGUCAAAAAAGGAAAUAUGAGAGGAGAGAGAGAGCAGGUUCAGACUGCCACUCUAAAAUGUCUCUGAGCCAGAACAAGAUGUUAGCUGACCCCAUUUUACCUGUGAUGCGAACAUCAAAACCUGAAGCCUCUGAUGGGGAAGGCUUGUUUUUCCUGAAAUGCCUCUGGGGGAAGAGAGGGAUUCUGCUGUCAACUUUUGAAGGAGCAUGUCUUGACUGUGUCAGAGCAGGACACAGUCAGUGCCUCCCAGGCAAACCGACAGAGAAGGGGUCCUAUUUUUAACAGCAGGAGAGUCAUUCAGCCACAAAGGUCACAUCACCCUAGCCUGUUUCGGAGUCUGAAUGGUGAAAGAGGGAAAGUGUGUGAUUAGACACCCAAGCUAAAAAGGUUUUCGGAUAGUCUCGUAAUACCAUAUUUGAAGAAGCCUGCAAAAUCUAAGUUCGUGUUGGUGCAGUAAAGCAGGCUGAGGUUGUUUUGUGAAAACUGCGAAUUCAUGCCAAGAUGCUUCUCAAUAAUUUUUUGUUGAUUUUGGAAUGUAUAAUCAAAAUCAACAGCAUGUGUCCUCAGAUAACUGAUGAAUUUCCUUUAAUUGUGUUUCAUCUUCUGAUUCUUUGUCUAUUUGUGUGUGUAAUUUAUCUUGUGGCAGUGUUUUCAUUCAUGUGUCUCUGUUCUGUGUUGUGUUCUCCAGGUAAGCCCUUCCCCUACAUGCCUUAUGAUAUGAAGAUGGCUCUGGAGCAGGAGGCCCAGUCUGGUCGGCCAGGCUCUCCCUACAGGCUCUCUCCCAGGGACAUGAGCAAGGCCUCUCCUCAGCCCAACGACCCCAAUGCCUCCCGCUACAGCGUGCCUCCAGGUGACCGCCCUCUGCUCUAUCCUCCCCCAUCUGGCCUCCUCUCUACCAUUCACAUAGCCUGGUCCCAUACUGUUUGUGCUGUAGCCAACUCUUCUUCCGUUGGCUAAAGCUCGUACAGAACAGUUGGCCUUAUUUUUUUCCACCCCACCCCCUACUCUUUCCCCUUUAUCUCUGUGAGUAGAUUAAGCUGCAUUGUAGCUGGCCUUGAGCAUCUAUCUGUCCCUAUCAUGAAUUAAUAUUAACAUUACACACACAGCCUGGCUGCAGUAAGCUUUAUCAGUAUUUCAUUAUGGAGUAGCUUGUUUUCUUAUCUCUCGGUGUGAGCUGCAAGGGUGCUGACAUCUGUGCCUUCUGUAGGAACUCCCCCAGACAAAUUAGCAUUUUUGAUUUAGUAAAGUGCAGGGGCAUGGAGGCCAGGCGUGCGGCGGGGCGGAAGGGAGCGGGAGUUGCUUCCUCAAGGAAGGUCACUCCUGGUCACCGUGACUCACUAACAGGAUAAAACACAGACCGACAUCUCUCCCUGAGGCCCCGAGGCAGCUCCUACAGAUGUCUAGGCCUGCCCCAGCAUUUUAACUCUAGCUACCAAACUCACUUCACUGUUCGCUUCAGUCUGGGAAAUCUGUGGGGGCAGGCUUAAACAUCUGUGGGAGCAGCCUCAGGGCAAAUCAAUAUUUGAUCAUCGUGCACUCAUAGAUGGGAGAUGGGCUGCUGGUGGAGCCUUUUGUUAAGACUAAUUAAUGAUUCACUGGCUGAGAAUGAGAAACAAUUUGGGCUGAAUUGAGUUGCAAAUUGAAGGAAAUGGCACCCCCAAAAACAAUAUCCAUACUGGACAUCAAUUGAGUUUCUUUUUUCCUGAGGUGUUUUUGGUGCAAUAGUGCAGAUACUUUUCAGUGCCUCUGGAUUCUCUAUUCUUGCCACACAUUUGUUGUGUGUUUUCUCUUUCCUUACUUACCCUAUCCUGGACAAGUCUCAUGCUAAAUGACCAUAUUAUUGAGGGUGUCACUUUCUAACUUUGGCUGUUUUUCUUUCCUCUCCCAGUGCUCCACCCAGCUCCCAACCAGGUGGUCCAGAGCCUGCCCGAUGGAGUCCGUGUGACUUUCUCUAGACACAGCCGUCCCGCCAACAUUCCAUCUCCUCCGCCGCUCAUUCCAACCUCCAAACCCACAGACAAGCCUUCCUUUAUCCAGGGUGGCUCCAUCUCACAGGUAAGACCCUAUCCAUCAGGUGAGGGCUCAGGUCCAGCCAGCCCCCUGGUAAGACCCACACAGGUGUAGCUGGACAGGGCCGUUUCUAGCAUUUUGAGGGCCCUAGCAGUCCCAUGUGCAGCCUUUCCCAAGCUAGGGGUCGCGACCUAAUGUGGGGUCGCCUGAUUUGAAAAUGGGGUCGUGAGAGAAACUCUGAAAUACAUUUUAAAUGCACUUGUUUCAUAGAACUGGGCGGUUUCUGUUUUCUUCCUACAGAUGUGACUCUAUCAUUUGAACGGUUUAUGCUACAAAAUAUAAUGACCCCAUCACCGAAAGAUAAGACUCUCAGGAACACGUAUGGGUCUUCUGUUUCCCUCUACAAUGCAACAAGCCUCAUUAGAACAGAGUAGUCAUGAGGAGGCACUAAAUCAGAGUGUGGGAAUAAGAACAUCAAUGAUGAUGUUCUUUUCUACGCAGAAGAUCAUACAACAUUAUUGCCUGAUGAUCUUCUGAACUUCCCAAUACCUUUCUGAUGCAUUUCAGUCACUUGAAACUAAACUGUCUUCAGAUUGGAAAAACUGCCAAAACUACUGUCAGACUGAUUUGUAAUAUAAUGUCAUAGCCCCAAUUAAAAAAGUAAGCAUUGGCUGUUGAUAACAGUUUUUCGGCACCAUUCUCUCUUUCUCGUUGUCAUAAUAUAACAGUAUUUGUUGUGUGAUAAUGAUUUACUAAGAAACCGAUAAGGGUAUUUGCCUUUGUAGCACACGGUAGUCUGUUUUUCUAACUGUUACUAGCCAAUAUGCCAAAGGGGAAACUUUGGUACAUGUCACUUGGAUCCACCUUUAUUUGUGGACAUUGCACCUUCCCUGUAUUUCCCUGCUGUAUAAUUCCAGACAAGUUUCAAGGUUUUUCAGAAAUCUCAGUUAACCAACUGGAAUUUUGCAACCCUGACCUGAUUCUGACCUGUCUGUUCCGGCCAUUUCAGGGGACUCCUGGUACGUACCUGCCGUCUCACGCGGUCUACGGUGGCCCAGAGGGGGCAAAGAGCUCUGUGGGCUCCAUAUCCCUGGGCCUGCCCAGGCAGCAGGACCCCCCCAAGCCUGGUAUGACAAGCCAGUCUGGACAACACACACACCCUACCCACAUUCCAAUUACUAAACUAGCAUACUACUUACAAUAAAUGCCCAAUACAUGUCUUCUUACUAAGUGGUAUGCUAGUGUGGAUAAUGGAACAUAGCCCUGCUGUCUAUCAUCAUCUCCUUUCCUCUCACUGCUAUUAGAUUGGCAUGAGAGAGAGCCAUAUUGUCAAAGUUUGAUCUCAUUCAGACCUGAUGUGACAGUCCCAAAUGUCCCACUUCCCUUCCCUAAUUGUCCCCUGUUCAUUCCCUCCAUCUCCCUCCCUUCCUCUCCCUAGUGACCUACAUUAAGCAGGAGGAGUGUUCUCCGCGUGGCCAGUCUGAGGGCCUCCUCUCUCGGACGCAGUAUGAGGGGGUAGUCAGAGGUGCGUGUCUGUCAGUAUGUCCAUCUCACAACCUUUCCAUCUGUGUGUCAACCUGUCUGUCCUUGCCUUCUGUGUGUUUCCCCUUUCACCGUGGUAAAGUGUGUGAGUAUGUCACUCACCACACCGGUGCUGAUUCCAACAGUGAAUACUCAGAAACCACACCUGUUCAAAUAAUAUAUGAAAUCUUUCAAAUACUCAGUGUUUGCCUGCCUGGAGUGGCAGAUGGGUGGGAUUUGCAUUUCUGGGACAAAAUAUUUCAAAUACUAUUUGAACUCAGGUCUGUGAGACAUUUAGAGAAAAAUAGCAUUAUCGCAGGCUGAGAGAGAAAAUAGAAGAAUGAAGUGGAUGAGUCUGGCCCUGACCUCCACCCUACCUCCCUCUGUUUGCACAGACCUGACAGAAUGUGGCAUGCUGGUGAGGGAGGGAGGGAGAGAGAGGGAAUGGGCCUUCACAAGCCCAAGUUCAACGAGCACCUCCUCUCACCAGCAGUCCUCCUCACACCUUCUUCUACAACUGACCUCUGAGAUGACAUGGGGGUGUGGUGUGGAAACCUCAGUCUCCCUCUUUCAGGCUUCAGCCAAUUGCUCUACUUUUCUCCCUGAAGUGUGCAUUUGUUCACUCCCCCUCAAAGAUUUAAAAACAUUACAUUAGUGUAGCCAGAGUGUACCAUAUUUCUUACACCACUUAUUUUAAAAGUACACAGUUCAGGGAGAAUGAGGGAAAAUUGGAAUUGGGCUUGAGUGAUUCUGACCAGGAAUAUAAUGCGAACAACUGUACAGCCCUCAUGUAUCCAUGCAUACCAACCUCUCUCUCUCUCUCUCAAUCUCUGUCUCUGUCUCUCUGUGUGUUGUCUUCCUUCUAGGAGGCCCAAUGGAUGGGGGUAUCAGCAGAGGAAACCCAGCCAGAGGAUCAAUCACACAGGUAUUAGAAUGACAUUAACAUUGUUAAACCAGUCUGCGUAUCCAAGCACCACCCUGUCUAUGGACAUCUUAUAGAACAACUUAGUUUAUGAUUAUGUAUAUCUGUGUGUAUACUAUGAAGUAGUCUAAUAUUCUUGGAGCAAAUUUCUUCGAAAUGAAAAAUGUAACAUUUUUAAAAUAGUUGAGUUUCUGGUUGCUGAUCUUCUCCCUCUCUCUGGACCUAUUUCUCUCUCCUUAUCCCUUUCUCUCUCUCGCUCUCCCUUUCUUCUGUGUGACCAGGGCACGCCAGCCCUGUCCGGGUCCAGCAUUGCGGCUGACCUGCUGAAGGGUACCAUCACCAAGCUGCCCACGGAGGACCUGAGCAGCCCAGAGAAGGCUCGGGAACAGCUGGCCAAGGGACACGUCAUCUACGAAGGCAAGAGUGGACACAUCCUCUCCUACGACGGUAAGGCUAAGUUCUGUUAGUGGUCACUCUGACUUGAUCCUCUUGUAAAUCUGUAAUUAAUCUCCUGUCUCCGUAGCCAUUAAGAACCCAAGAGAGGCCACGCGUAGCCCCAGGACAGGCCAUGAGCUCAAACGCUCCUACGAUAUGAUGGAGGUCGCCAGAGGCCACCCCGGGAGAGAAGGAGCUCCCUUCGAAGGUAAGGCGUGUGUGUGUGUGUGUGAGAGUUUUUUUUUUCUUCUACCCUCAUCUCUGUGCAUAUAUUCAGGCCACUGUGUGAGAGUGACUGACUGUGUGUGUUUGUCAGGGUUGAUCAGCCGAGCCCUGCCCAGAGACAGUCCCCACGGGGAGUCUAAAGAGAGGCCCAUGAUGGCUGGAUCCAUCAUGCAAGGUAAUUAAGUUAUCAGGUGUCAUCACAGCUCCAAAGCUCAGAUGUACUGGGGCAUGAGCCAGAACGUGGCAGUUCAGAGAAUUACAAUGCAGACAAAUGUAUGUAAAUCAGUAAAUUGAAAACAGCUAAUUAAAUUAAAUUCAGCAGAUAUGAUUUUUACUAUGUAAAUGUAACCCACAUUAAAGCUGAAAUCUGAAAUGGCACCACUGUUCGCCCCCCCAGUGCAUUUUUUGUUUUGUUGAUGAAACAGAGGAACAAUGCUGUUCAAUCGCAUGUGCAAUGAUGUCCGAGGGAAAUAAAAUGUGUUUGUUGUUUGAAGUAACUUCUUUGUUGUUAUAUCGUGUCAUUUUCACCAAGUACAGAUUCCAGCUUUAAGCCAAGUUUCAAAUUCAUUUGUGUUUUUCUCUUCCCACUCCAGGUACACCCAGAACCUCUGCAGAGGCCUAUGAGGAGAGCAUGAAGUACAGCAAGCAGAUAAAGAGGGAGAGCCCACCCAUCCGCUCCUUUGAGGGGGGGAUAGGUAAGGGUAAGCCCUACGAGGGGGUGAACACCAUUAAGGAGAUGGGCCGCUCCAUCCACGAGAUCCCCCGCCAGGAGCAGCCUGGACAGGACCCCCGCAAGACCCCCGACAUGGCUGGCAACAUCCGAGCCUCCAUGGAGGGCUCCAUAUCCCAGGUGCGUGUUUGUGAGGGAGAGGGAGCACAUUGGUGUGUGUGUGACAGUGUGUGUUAUUAGCUUGAUUUGACUGAGUUCAUCCACUCAGUCUGUCUGUUCUCACCAGCAGACACUCUAAUUCCUCCUCUCCUUUCUCUACCAGGGCCAUCCUCUGAGCCAGUCGGCCAUCAAGCACAACGUCAAGUCCCUGAUCACCAGUCCCAGUAGGCUGUCCCACGGCCACACCAUGCCCCCGCUGGAGGCCAUGGAGCGAGCCAAGUAUGAGGAGAGCAAGGCGGCGGCGGAGCAGCGGGCGCGCCACACCUCUGUGGUCAACUCAGCCACCUCCGUCCUGCGUUCCACCCACCAGGAGCAAGGAAAGUCCCAGCUCAGCCCGGGCAUGUACCAAGAUGCCGACGCCCGCAGGACCCCGGUCAACUACAGCACUAGCUCCAUGUCCAGAGGCUCACCAAUGCUGGGCCGAGGACAGGAGGGUACGUCUUGUCUGACCCAUCCCUCUCUUAGUCUUCACUUUCAAUGCAGAUGUAUCCUGUCAGCUGUAUCUGACUGCACCAUGUAGUUUCACUGUACAGCAAUUAUUCACAAGCAAUGAUGGGGCCAUCAUUACAAUUUGCCGACAUUGAAAGUGUUGAACACAUUUUUGUAUUAGAUAUUCAUUUUUACUGUACUAUAUAUAAACCAAGUUUAUUGUGACUUUGUAUUGAUGAAACCCAUUUGUAAUUGUGAUAAUUUCUCCCCUAUCCAGGCUCUGGGAAGCCUGCGUCCCACGACAGGAAGAGUGCCAUGACCCCUACUCAGAGGGACAGUGUUCCAGCCAAGUCCCCUGUGUCAGGGGGUGACCCCAACCACCCUAUGGCCUCCCACAGCCCCUUCGACCCCCACCACCGCCCCAUGGCCCCCGGAGAGCCCCGCUUCCACCUGCCUCCACACCUAGACCCUGCCCUCUUCCACAGGGCUGUCCUGGACCCAGGUAGGACACUCACACACACCCUGCUACCCAGCCACCCCCAGUGAACCUAAGCCAACCUCUGUUAAACGACAAAAUAAUAGACCUGAAUCCUGGAAUGAUAGAAUGAUUCUGGGUAAACUGAUGAAGGGUAUCUUUGGCAUCUCUCAUUCGUAGGCACUGAAUGUCCUGUCUAGUCUCCGGUUGAGUCAAUUGACGUCAGUAGGGAGUGAUUACUCUGUUCGCCUGUUGUUCAUAUUAUUGGUCUCUGUUUGCUCCUCACCUAUCCCCCUCUUCCCCCCUGCAGCUGCGUACAUGUUCCCGAGGCAGCCGUCCCCAACGGGCUAUCACAACACCUACCAGCUGUACACCAUGGAGAACACGAGGCAGACCAUCCUCAAUGAUUAUAUCACCUCCCAGCAGAUGCAGGUUAUCCCACGGCCCGACGUUACCAGGGGCCUGUCGCCACGGGAACAGCAACCAAUAGCUCUGUCUUACCCUCCCGGAGCGCGAGGUACUGGACUCUGGUGGCUGGCUUGUCUGUGUGUCCCUCUCUCACGGGAGGGAGGGAGGUGGGGAGGUGGUUGGGUGGGUAGUAUGCAGGCUGUGUGCUUGUGAAUUAGUGGCUACCUUUUCCAGACGCUCAGAAGCAAAUGACCCUGACAAAUUGCCUCAUCAUAUUGAUUUAAAAUUUUAUUUUAUUAUUGCUGAUUUGUUUAUGUACAGUGGGGAGAACAAGUAUAUGAUACACUGCCGAUUUUGCAGGUUUUCCUACUUACAAAGCAUGUAGAGGUCUGUAAUUUUUAUCAUAGGUUCACUUCAACUGUGAGAGACGGAAUCUAAAACAAAAAUCCAGAAAAUCACAUUGUAUGAUUUUUAAGUAAUUAAUUUGCAUUUUAUUGCAUGACAUAAGUAUUUGAACACCUACCAACCAGUAAGAAUUCCGGCUCUCACAGACCUGUUAGUUUUUCUUUAAGAAGCCCUCCUGUUCUCCACUCAUUACCUGUAUUAACUGCACCUGUUUGAACUCGUUACCUGUAUAAAAGACACCUCUCCACACACUCAAACAAACAGACUCCAACCUCUCCACAAUGGCCAAGACCAGAGAGCUGUGUGAGGACAUCAGGGAUAAAAUUGUAGACCUGCACAAGGCUGGGAUGGGCUACAGGACAAUAGGCAAGCAGCUUGGUGAGAAGGCAACAACUGUUGGCGCAAUUAUUAGAAAAUGGAAGAAGUUCAAGAUGACGGUCAAUCACCCUCGGUCUGGGGCUCCAUGCAAGAUCUCACCUCGUGGGGCAUCAAUGAUCAUGAGGAAGGUGAGGGAUCAGCCCAGAACUACACGGCAGGACCUGGUCAAUGACCUGAAGAGAGCUGGGACCACAGUCUCAAAGAAAGCCAUUAGUAACACACUACGCCAUCAUGGAUUAAAAUCCUGCAGCGCACGCAAGGUCCCCCUGCUCAAGCCAGCGUAUGUCCAGGCCCGUCUGAAGUUUGCCAAUGACCAUCUGGAUGAUCCAGAGGAGGAAUGGGAGAAGGUCAUGUGGUCUGAUGAGACAAAAAUAGAGCUUUUUGGUCUAAACUCCACUCGCCGUGUUUGGAGGAAGAAGAAGGAUGAGUACAACCCCAAGAACACCAUCCCAACCGUGAAGCAUGGAGGUGGAAACAUCAUUCUUUGGGGAUGCUUUUCUGCAAAGGGGACAGGACGACUGCACCGUAUUGAGGGGAGGAUGAAUGGGACCAUGUAUCGCGAGAUUUUGGCCAACAACCUCCUUCCCUCAGUAAGAGCAUUGAAGAUGGGUCGUGGCUGGGUCUUCCAGCAUGACAACGACCCGAAACACACAGCCAGGGCAACUAAGGAGUGGCUCCGUAAGAAGCAUCUCAAGGUCCUGGAGUGGCCUAGCCAGUCUCCAGACCUGAACCCAAUAGAAAAUCUUUGGAGGGAGCUGAAAGUCUGUAUUGCCCAGCGACAGCCCCAAAACCUGAAGGAUCUGGAGAAGGUCUGUAUGGAGGAGUGGGCCAAAAUCCCUGCUGCAGUGUGUGCAAACCUGGUCAAGACCUACAGGAAACGUAUGAUCUCUGUAAUUGCAAACAAAGGUUUCUGUACCAAAUAUUAAGUUCUGCUUUUCUGAUGUAUCAAAUACUUAUGUCAUGCAAUAAAAUGCAAAUUAAUUACUUAAAAAUCAUACAAUGUGAUUUUCUGGAUUUUUGUUUUAGAUUCCGUCUCUCAUAGUUGAAGUGUACCUAUGAUAAAAAAUUACAGACCUCUACAUGCUUUGUAAGUAGGAAAACCUGCAAAAUCAGCAGUGUAUCAAAUACUUGUUCUCCCCACUGUAUAUGUUGGGGCUGCAGCUGACUACAGCUAAUACUCAAUUUUAUAAAUUGGGUGUUGACAAACUUCCAAUUUUUAUUUGCCCAGUGGUUACCUCUUACAAUGUGACCACCACUCCACACACCUUUUUGAAAAAAUAAGCAGCCCUUUUACAAAAAAAUAUAUAUUAUUUUUGAGCACUGUUCAGAGUAAGGUGACUGGUAAAACCAAGGCUACUGUACACAGUGUUCAUUCAUAACUCUUCAAAUUGAUCCUAUGGAUUUGGUUCGUGUUGCUCACCGUUGGCCCUUUGCUUCUGUCUGUAAAAGGGAUUAUUGAUCUAGCCCAGAUGCCUCCAACUAUCCUGUUGCCUCACCCUGGGGGAACAGGUACUCCCACUUUGGACCGCAUCACCUACAUCCCUGGAGCUCAACCCCCUUUCCCUCCUAGGCCUUUCAACCAAGCCUCCAUAUCUCCAGGUGAGGACCCCAUCCUGCCCCAACCCCGACCUGACACCCCUCUUGUUCCUUUAUACCCUCCUCCUAACCCCACAGCCCCUUAUGCACUCUGCCCUGCUGCACUCCCCUGAGGUCUGAGAAUCUGAGCGUACCUCUACGCACCUCUAUGGACCAGAUCUAAAUAAACACAUAGUUCAGUAACUUCUCUUCUCAAAAUCAGACUUUCGGUUUGCCUCAUUUAUUGGGAAAUGUAAGCAAUAAAUUAAAAAUAGUUCAAUUUGAGGUCAACAUCACGGUGGGACACUCUUCUCUCUGUCUUGUCAGGCAUUCACAACAGCACUGUGUGCUUAAGGCGGCCCAACCACUCUUCUUACCCCUCAGCGAUGGUGUCCUAAGUAGAGAUGGUGUGUAAACCUACUGUGUGUGUUGUCUGUUUCUUUGUGUCUACAGGCCACCAAGCCCACCUCGCAGCUACUGCAGCGGCCAACCAGGAGCGAGAACGAGAGAGGGAGCGUGAAAGAGAAAGGGAGCGAGAUCGAGAGCACCGAGAGAAAGAGAGAGAAAGGGAGCACAGGGAGCGGGAACAGGAGCACAGACAACGAGAGCGUGAGCGAGCAGUGGCUGCAGCGGUUGCCAAUGACUACAUGCGUGGAGGUGAGACUCAUUGUCAUUAUAUUGUAUAUUGCUGUACAGUGUCAUCAAUAAUACAGAAAUGUAUGUGAAUGUGAACAAUUUAAUAGUAGUUUAUUUCGAUUGAACCUGGCUGGACAGAUGCUCUUCCGGAGUUAAGGAUUUAUGUAGCCUGGCUUUUGCACAGUGGUGGAAAAGCCAUUAUAAGCUUCUAUCUUUGAAUUGCUCUUCUCUGUUAUUGAAGUCUACUCUUAUUUGUCCCCCAGGUCCAGGGCAGCCAGACAGACCAGGUAGCCGUGGUUACCUGCGUAGCCCCUCCCCCUCUAUGAGGUCACAGGAUGCCCAGCAGCAGCGGCCCAGCAUCUUCCAGGGAGCCAACAGCAAGGGUGUCAUCACCCCUCUCAUGUGAGUCUAAGCAUGCUCUUCUCUGGCCUCAUAAGCCCUGACCUCACCUCAUGUAAACUCUGAGUCUUAGUGUGUAUGUGUACUGUUAAUCCAUUCUUAUGGGCAUACUUUCAGUUGCACGUUAGGAGCAUACCUGCCUGCACUAAAUAUUUUAUAAUGUUAUGCCGUUUGCAAUGAAGACCCUCACAAAACAUAACAGCCCUUCUUACCCUCUACCUUGUUCUAUAUAUAUAUAUAUAUACAGUGAAGGAAAAAAGUAUUUGAUCCCCUGCUGAUUUUGUACGUUUGCCCACUGACAAAGACAUGAUCAGUCUAUAAUUUUAAUGGUAGGUUUAUUUGAACAGUGAGAGACAGAAUAACAACAACAAAAUCCAGAAAAACGCAUGUCAAAAAUGUUAUAAAUUUAUUUGCAUUUUAAUGAGGGAAAUAAGUAUUUCACCCCUCUGCAAAACAUGACUUAGUACUUGGUGGCAAAACCCUUGUUGGCAAUCACAGAGGUCAGACGUUUCUUGUAGUUGGCCACCAGGUUUGCACACAUCUCAGGAGGGAUUUUUGUCCCACUCCUCUUUGCAGAUCUUCUCCAAGUAAUUAAGGUUUCGAGCCUGACGUUUGGCAACUCGAACCUUCAGCUCCCUCCACAGAUUUUCUAUGGGAUUAAGGUCUGGAGACUGGCUAGGCCACUCCAGGACCUUAAUGUGCUUCUUCUUGAGCCACUCCUUUGUUGCCUUGGUCGUGUGUUUUGGCUCAUUGUCAUGCUGGAAUACCCAUCCACGAUCCAUUUUCAAUGCCCUGGCUGAGGGAAGGAGGUUCUCACCCAAGAUUUGACGGUACAUGGCCCCGUCCAUCGCCCCUUUGAUGCGGUGAAGUUGUCCUGUCCCCUUAGCAGAAAAACACCCCCAAAGCAUAAUGUUUCCACCUCCAUGUUUGACGGUGGGGAUGGUGUUCUUGGGGUCAUAGGCAGCAUUCCUCCUCCUCCAAACACGGCGAGUUGAGUUGUUGCCAAAGAGCUUGAUUUUGGUCUCAUCUGACCACAACACUUUCACCCAGUUCUCCUCUGAAUCAUUCAGAUGUUCAUUGGCAAACUUCAGACGGCCCUGUACAUGUGCUUUCUUGAGCAGGGGGACCUUGCGGGUGCUGCAGGAUUUCAGUCCUUCACGGCGUAGUGUGUUACCAAUUGUUUUCUUGGUGACUAUGGUCCCAGCUGCCUUGAGAUCAUUGAUAAGAUCCUCCCGUGUAGUUCUGGGCUGAUUCUCACCAUUCUCAUGAUCAUUGCAACUCCACGAGGUGAGAUCUUGCAUGGAGCCCCAGGCCGAGAGAGAUUGACAGUUAUUUUGUGUUUCUUCCAUUUGCGAAUAAUCGCACCAACUGUUGUCACCUUCUCACCAAGCUGCUUGGCGAUGGUCUUGUAGCCCAUUCCAGCCUUGUGUAGGUCUACAAUCUUGUCCCUGACAUCCUUGGAGAGCUCCUUGGUCUUGGCCAUGGUGGAGAGUUUGGAAUCUGAUUGAUUGAUUGCUUCUGUGGACAGGUGUCUUUUAUACAGGUAACAAGCUGAGAUUAGGAGCACUCCCUUUAAGAGUGUGCUCCUAAUCUCAGCUCGUUACCUGUAUAAAAGACACCUGGGAGCCAGAAAUCUUUCUGAUUGAGAGGGGGUCAAAUACUUAUUUACCUCAUUAAAAUGCAAAUCAAUUUAUAACAUUUUUGACAUGCGUUUUUCUGGAUUUUUUUGUUGUUAUUCUGUCUCUCACUGUUCAAAUAAACCUACCAUUAAAAUUAUAGACUGAUCAUUUCUUUGUCAGUGGGCAAACGUACAAAAUCAGCAGGGGAUCAAAUACUUUUUUCCCUCACUGUAUAUAUCACACACACACACACACACACACACACAGUGCAUUCGGAAAGUAUUCAGACACCUUCCCCUUUUCCACAUUUUGUUUAGUUACAGCCUUAUUUUAAAAUGGAUUAAAUAACUAAAAUUCCUCAUCAAUCUACACACAAUGACAAAGCGAAAACAGGUUUUUAGAAUUUUUUGCAAAUUUAUAAAAAGAACAAAACAGAAAUACCUUAUUUACAUAAAUAUUCAGACCCAUUGCUAUGAGACUCGAAAUUGAGCUCAGGUGCAUCAUGUUUCCGUUGAUCAUCCUUGAGAUGUUUCUACAACUUGACUGGAGUCCACCUGUGGUAAAUUCAAUUGAUUGGACAUGAUUUGGAAAGGCACACACCUGUCUAUAUAAGGUCCCACAGUUGACAGUGCAUGUCAGAGCAAAAACCAAGCCAUGAGGUCGAAGGAAUUGUCCGUAGACUCUGAGGCACAGAUCUGGGGAACGGUACCAAAACAAUUCUGCAGCUUUGAAGGUCCCCAAGAACACAGUGGCCUCAAUCAUUCUUAAAUGGAAGAAGUUUGGAACCACCAAGACUCUUCCUAGAGCUGGCCGCACGGGCAAACUGAGCAAUCGGGGGAGAAGGGCCUUGGUCAGGGAGGUUGACUAAGAACCUGAUGGUCACUCUGACAGAGCUCCAGAGUUCCUCUGUUAAGAUGGGAUAACCUUCCAGAAGGACAACCAUCUCUGCAGCACUCCACCAAUCAGGCCUUUAUGAUAGAGUGGCCAGACGGAAGCCACUCUUCAGUAAAAGGCACAUGACAGCCCGCUUGGAGUUUGCCAAAAGGCACCUAAAGACUCUCAGACCAUGAGAAACAAGAUUAUCUGGUCUGAUGAAACCAAGAUUGAACUCUGGCCUGAAUGCCAAGCGUCACGUCGGGACGACACCUGGCACCAUCCCUACGGUGAAGCAUGGUGAUGGCAGCAUCAUGCUGUGGGAAUGUUUUUCAGCGGUAGGGACUGGGAGACUAGUCAGGAUCGAGGGAAAGAUUAACGGAGCAAAGUACCUCAGACUGGGGCGAAGUACCUCAGACUGUAUGGGUGGUCCCGGGGAUCGAACCCACUACCCUGGCGUUACAAGCGCCAUGCUCUACCAAUUGAGCUACAGAGGACCACAGGUGAUUGUGGAGGCCAUUUCAUCUGAUGCAGCACUCCAUCACGCUCCUUGGUCAAAUAGCCCUUACACAGCCUGGAGGUGUGUUUUGGGUCAUUGUCCUGUUGAAAAACAAAUGAUAGUCCCACUAAGCCCAAACCAGAUGUGAUGGCGUAUCGCUGCAGAAUGCUGUGGUAGCCAUGCUGGUUAAGUGUGCCUUGAAUUCUAAAUAAAUCACAGACAGUGUCACCAACAAAGCACCAUCACACCACCUCCUCCAUGCUUCACGGUGGAAACCACACAUGCGGAGAUCAUCCAUUCACCUACUCUGUGUCUCACAAAGACACGGCAGUUGGAACCAAAAAUCUCAAAUUUGGACUCAUCAGACCAAAGGACAGAUUUCCGCUGGUCUAAUGUCCAUUGCUUGUCUCUUCUUCAUAUUGGUGUCUUUUAGUAGUGGUUUCUUUGUAACAAUUAGACCAUGAAGGCCUGAUUCACGCAGUCUCCUCUGAACAGUUGAUGUUGAGAUGUGUCUGUUACUUGAACUCUGUGAAGCAUUUAUUUGGGCUGCAAUCUGAGGUGCAGUUAAAACCUCUUAAGGAUCUGACUCUUUUUAUUUCCAAUUUCCGCCUAAAAUGACAUACCCAAAUCUAACUGCCUGUAGCUCAGGACCUGAAGCAAGGAUAUGCAUAUUCUUGAUACCAUUUGAAAGGAAACACUUUGAAGUUUGUGGAAAUGUGAAAUGAAUGUUGGAGAAUAUAACACAUAUCUGGUAAAAGAUAAUAGAAACAGAAAAUACACUAACCUUCACACAUCUAGAUGGCCGGAGGGAGAUGUGGUGUGGGGUGUGGAGCAAGAGACAGCAGGGUGUCAAACUAUAGAACCCAGUUCCUACAUUUGAAUAUAAAAAUAGAUUUUAUAAAACAAAACUAUGCUACAUUUUAUCUCUGGGACCAUCAGGACAACAAAUCCGAGCAAGAUUACUGAAUGUAAGUACAUUAUUUACCUUAAGAGGUGAAUGUAUCAAACCAGUUGCCGUGACAAAAGUGUUUUGUUGUGCACUAUCCUCAAACAAUAGCAUGGUCUUUUUUAGCUCUAAAAGCUACUGUAAUUUAUUUUUAUUUAUUUUUUAUUCGCCUUUAUUUAACCAGGUAAGCCAGUUGAGAACAAGUUCUCAUUUACAACUGCGACCUGGCCAAGAAAGCAAAGCAGUGCGAUUUAAAAACAACAACAACACAGUCACAUAUGGGAUAAACAAAACGUACAGUCAAUAACACAAUAGAAAAUCUAUAUACAGUGUGUGCAAAUGUAGUAAAUUAUGGAGGUAAGGCAAUAAAUAGGCCAUAGUGCAAAAUAAUUACAAUUUAGUAUUAACACUGGAGUGAUAGAUGUGCAGAAGAUGAUGUGCAAAUAGAGAUACUGGGGUGCAAAAUAAAUAACAAUAUGGGGAUGAGGUAGUUGGGUGGGCUAAUUACAGAUGGGCUGUGUACAGGUGCAGUGAUCGUUAAGCUGCUCUGACAACUGAUGCUUAAAGUUAGUGAGGGAGAUAAGAGUCUCCAGCUUCAGAGAUUUUUGCAGUUCGUUCCAGUCAUUGGCAGCAUAGAACUGGAAGGAAUGGCGGCCAAAGGAGGUGUUGGAUUUGGGGAUGACCAGUGAGAUAUACCUGCUGGAGCGCAUACUACGGGUGGGUGUUGCUAUGGUGACCAAUGAGCUAAGAUAAGGCGGGGAUUUGUCUAGCAGUGAUUUAAAGAUGACCUCGAGCCAGUGGGUUUGGCGACGAAUAUGUAGUGAAGGCCAGCCAAUGAGAGCGUACAGGUCACAAUGGUGGGUAUUAUAUGGGGCUUUGGUGACAAAACAGAUGUCACUGUGAUAGACUACAUCCAAUUUGCUGAGUAGAGUGUUGGAGACUAUUUAUUUUGUAAAUGACAUCACCGAAGUCAAGGAUCGGUAGGAUAGUCAGUUUUACGAGGGCAUGUUUGGCAGCAUGAGUGAAGGAGGCUUUGUUGCGAAAUAGGAAGCCGAUUCUAGAUUUAACUUUGGAUUGGAGAUGCUUAAUGUGAGUCUGGAAGGAGAGUUUACAGUCUAACCAGACACCUAGGUAUUUGUAGUUGUCCACAUAUUCUAAGUCAGACCCGCCGAGAGUAGUGAUUCUAGUUGGGCGGGCGGGUGCAAGCAGAGUUCGAUUGAAGAGCAUGCAUUUUGAUUUUACUAGCGUUUAAGAGCAGUUGGAGGCUACAGAAGGAGUGUUGUAUGGCAUUGAAGCUCGUUUGGAGGUUUGUUAACACAGUGUCCAAUGAAGGGCCAGAUGUAUACAAAAUGGUGUUGUCUGCGUAGAGGUGGAUCUGAGAGUCAACAGCAGCAAGAGCGACAUCAUUGAUAUACACAGAGAAUAGAGUUGGCCCGAGAAUUGAACCCUGUGGCACCCCAAUAGAGACUGCCAGAGGUCCAGACAACAGGCCCUCCGAUUUGACACAUUGAACUCUAUCUGAGAAGUAGUUGGUGAACCAGGCAAGGCAGUUAUUUGAGAAACCAAGGCUAUUUAGUCUGCCAAUAAGAAUGUGGUGAUUGACAGUGUCGAAAAGCCUUGGCCAGGUCGAUGAAGACGGCUGCACAGUACUGUCUUUUAUCGAUCGCGGUUAUAAUAUCGUUUAGGACCUUGAGCGUUGCUGAGGUGCACCCAUGACCAGCUCGGAAACCAGAUUGCAUAGCGGAGAAGGUACGGUGGUAUUCGAAAUGGUCGGUGAUCUGUUUGUUAACUUGGCUUUCAAAUACUUUCGAAAGGCAGGGCAGGAUGGAUAUAGGUCUGUAACAGUUUGGAUCUAGAGUGUCACCCCCUUUGAAGAGGGGGAUGACCGCGGCAGCUUUCCAAUCUCUGGGGAUCUCAGAUGUUACGAAAGAGAGGUUGAACAGGCUAGUAAUAGAGGUUGCGACAAUUUCGUCAGCUAAUUUUAGAAAGAAAGGGUCCAGAUUGUCUAGCCCAGCUGAUUUGUAGGGGUCCAGAUUUUGCAGCUCUUUCAGAACAUCAGCUGUCUGAAUUUGGGUGAAGGAGAAGCGGUAAAUUGAACACUGCAAUUAGAUUAACACGAUUUUAAGCUUUCUGCCCAUAUAAGACAUGUCUAUGUCCCGGAAAGUUGGCUGUUGUUUACAACUCCAUUCUAGUCACAUAUCGCGUAUUGAGCAGCAACCGUCCCGUUAUAGGGACACCGAUCCUGUAGAGGUUUAACUCGAAUGAACUAAUCCUCUGCAGCAGAGGUAACUCUGGGUCUUCCUUUCCUGUGGCGGUCCUCAUGAGAGCCAGUUUCAUCAUAGCGCUUGAUAGUUUUUGCGACUGCACUCCGGAUUGACUGACCUUCAUGUCUUAAUGUAAUGAUGGACUGUCAUUUCUCUUUGCUUAUUUGAGCUGUUCUUGUCAUAAUAUGGACUUGGUCUUUUACCAAAUAGGGCUAUCUUAUGUAUACCACCCCUACCUUGUCACAACACAACUGAUUGGCUCAAACGCGUUAAGAAGGAAAGAAAUUCCACAAAUUAACUUUUAAGAAGGCACAACUGUUAAUUGAAUUGCAUUCCAGGUGACUACCACAUGAUGCUGGUUGAGAGAAUGUCAAGUGUGCGCAAAGCUGUCAUCAAGUCAAAGGGUGGCUACUUUGAAGAAUCUCAAAUAAAAUAUAUUUUGAUUUGUUUAACACUUUUUUUUGGUUACUACAUGAUUCCAUAUGUGUUAUUUCAUAGUUUUAAUGUCUUCACUAUUAUUCUACAAUGUAGAAAAUAGUGAAAAUAAAGACAAACCCUGGAAUGAGUAGGUGUCCAAACUUUUGACUAGUACUGUAUAUAUACUGAACAAAAAUAUAAACGCAACAUGUAAAGUGUUGGGCCUAUGUUUCGUCAAAUCAAAUUUUAUUUGCCACAUGUGCCGAAUAAAACAGGUGUAGACAUUACAGUGAAAUGCUUACUUACAAGCCCUUAACCAACAAUGCAAUUUUUUAUAUAUAUAAAAAAGUGUUAAGUAAAAAAAUAAAAGCUAAUAACUAAAGAGCAGCAGUAAAAUAUAAUAACAGUAUACAGGGGGGUACCAGUGCAGAGUCAAAGUGCCGGGGCACCGGCUAGUCGAGGUAAUUGAGGUAAUAUGUACAGUGAGGGAAAAAAGUAUUUGAUCCCCUGCUGAUUUUGUACGUUUGCCCACUGACAAAGAAAUGAUCAGUCUAUAAUUUUAAUGGUAGGUUUAUUUGAACAGUGAGAGACAGAAUAACAAAAAAAUCCAGAAAAACUCAUGUCAAAAAUGUUAUCAAUUGAUUUGCAUUUUAAUGAGGGAAAUAAGUAUUUGACCCCUCUGCAAAACAUGACUUAGUACUUGGUGGCAAAACCCUUGUUGGCAAUCACAGAGGUCAGACGUUUGUUGUAGUUGGCCACCAGGUUUGCACACAUCUCAGGAGGGAUUUUGUUCCACUCCCCUUUGCAGAUCUUCUCCAAGUCAUUAAGGUUUCCAGGCUGACGUUUGGCAACUCAAACCUUCAGCUCCCUCCACAGAUUUUCUAUGGGAUUAAGGUCUGGAGACUGGCUAGGCCACUCCAGGACCUAAAUGUGCUUCUUCUUGAGCCACUCCUUUGUUGCCUUGGCCGUGUGUUUUGGGUCAUUGUCAUGCUGGAAUACCCAUCCACGACCCAUUCUCAAUGCCCUGGCUGAGGGAAGGAGGUUCUCACCCAAGAUUUGACGGUACACGGCCCCGUCCAUCGUCCCUUUGAUGCGGUGAAGUUGUCCUGUCCCCAUAGCAGAAAAACACCCCCAAAGCAUAAUGUUUCAACUUCCAUGUUUGACGGUGGGGAUGGUGUUCUUGGGGUCAUAGGCAGCAUUCCUCCUCCUCCAAACAUAGCGAGUUGAGUUGAUGCCAAAGAGCUCGAUUUUGGUGUCAUCUGACCUCAACACUUUCACCCAGUUCUCCUCUGAAUCAUUCAGAUGUUCAUUGGAAAACUUCAGACGGCCCUGUAUAUGUGCUUUCUUGAGCAGGGGGACCUUGCGGGCGCUGCAGGAUUUCAGUCCUUCACGGCGUAGUGUGUUACCAAUUGUUUUCUUGGUGACUAUAGUCCCAGCUGCCUUGAGAUCAUUGACUAGAUCCUCCUGUGUGGUUCUGGGCUGAUUCCUCACCGUUCUCAUGAUCAUUGCAACUCCACGAGGUGAGAUCUUGCAUGGAGCCCCAGGCCGAGGGAGAUUGACAGGUCUUUUGUGUUUCUUCCAUUUGCGAAUAUUCGCACCAACUGUUGUCACCUUCUCACCAAGCUGCUUGGCGAUGGUCUUGUAGCCCAUUCCAGCCUUGUGUAGGUCUACAAUCUUGUCCCUGACAUCCUUGGAGAGCUCUUUGGCCUUGGCCAUGGUGGAGAGUUAGGAAUCUGAUUGAUUGAUUGCUUCUGUGGACAGGUGUCUUUCAUACAGGUAACAAGCUGACAUUAGGAGCACUCCCUUUAAGAGUGUGCUCCUAAUCUCAGCUCGUUACUUGUAUAAAAGACACCUGGGAGCCAGAAAUCUUUCUGAUUGAGAGGGGGUUGUUGUUAUUCUGUCUCUCACUGUUCAAAUAAAGCUACCAUUAAAAUUAUAGACUGAUCAUGUCUUUGUCAGUGGGCAAACGUACAAAAUCAGCAGGGGAUCAAAUACUUUUUUCCCCUCACUGUACAUGUGUGUAGAGUUAAAGUGACUAUGCAUAAAUAAUAAACAGAGUAGCAGCAGCGUAAAAGAGGGGGAUGGGGUGGGGGGGUGGGGCAGUGCAAAUAGUCCGGGAAGCCAUGAUUUAGCUGUUCAGGAGUCUUAUGGCUUGGGGGUAGAAGCUGUUGAGAAGCCUUUUGGAACUAGACUUGGCGCUCCGGUACCGCUUGCCGUGCGGUACCAGAGAGAACAGUCUAUGACUAGGGUGGCUGGAGUCUUUGACAAUUUUUAGGGCCUUCCUCUGACACCGCCUUGUAUAGAGGUCCUGGAUGGCUGGAAGCUUGGCCCCAGUGAUGUACUGGGCCGUACGCACUAAGUCCCCUGUAGCUCAGUUGGUAGAGCAUGGCGCUAGCAACGCCAGGGUUUUGGGUUCGUUUCCCAAGGGGGGCCAGUAUGAAAAUGUAUGCACUCACUAACUGUAAGUCGCUCUGGAUAAGAGUGUAUGCUAAAUAACUAAAAUGUAAAUGUAAAUGUAGUGCCUUGCGGUCGGAGGCCGAGCAGUUGCCAUACCAGGCGGUGAUGCAACCAGUCUGGAUGCUCUCGAUGGUGCAGCUGUAGAAUCUUUUGAAGAUCUGAGGACCCAUGCCAAAUCUUUUCAGUCUCCUGAGGGGAAAUAGGUUUUGUCGUGCCCUCAUCACGACUGUCUUGGAGUGCUUGGACCAUGUUAGUUUGUUGGGGAUGUGGACACCAAGGAUCUUGAAGCUCUCAACCUGCUCCACUACAGCCCCGUCGAUAAGAAUGGGGGCGUGCUCGGUCCUCUUCUUUUUCCUGUAGUCCACAAUCGUCUCCUUUGUCUUGAUUACGUUGAGGGAGAGGUUGUUGUCCUGGCACCACACAGCCAGGUCUCUGACCUCCUCCCUAUAGGCUGUCUCGUCGUUUCGGUGAUCAGGCCUACCACUGUUGUGUCAUCGGCAAACUUAAUGAUGGUGUUGGAGUCGUGCCUGGCCAUGCAGUCAUGAGUGAACAGGGAGUGCAGGAUGGGACUGAGCACUCACCCCUGAGGGGCCCCCGUGUUGAGGAUCAGCGUGGCGGAUGUGUUGUUACCUACCCUUUAUUCCUGGGGGCGGCCCGUCAGGAAUUCAAGGAUCCAGUUGCAGAGGGAGGUGUUUCGUCCCAUGGUCCUUAGCUUAGUGAUGAGCGUUGAGAGCAUUAUGGUGUUGAACGCUGAGCUGUAGUCAAUGAAUAGCAUUCUCACAUAGGGUUCCUUUUGUCCAGAUGUGAAAGGGAAGUGUAGAGCGCAAUAGAGAUUGCAUCAUCUGUGGAUCUGUUGGGGCGAUGUGCAAAUUGGAGUGGGUCUAGGGUUUCUGGGAUAAUGGUAUUGAUGUGAGCCAUGACUAGUCUUUUCAAAGCACUUCAUUGCUAUAGACGUGAGUGCUACGGGUUGGUAGUCAUUUAGGCAGGUUACCUUAGUGUUCUUGGGCACAGGGACUAUGGUGUUCUGCUUGAAACAUGUUGGUAUUAUAGACUCAGACAGGGAGAGGUUGAAAAUGUCAGUGAAGACACUUGCCAGUUGGUGAGCGCAUUCUCGGAGUGCCUGUCCUGGUAAUCCGUCUGGCCCUGCGGCCUUGUGAAUGUUGACCUGUUUAAAGGUGUUACUCACAUCGGCUACGGAGAGUGUGAUCACACAGUCGUCCGGAACAGCUGAUGCUCUCAUGCAUGUUUCAGUGUUACUUGCCUCGAAGCGAGCAUAGAAGUAAUUUAGCUCGUCUGGUAGGCUUGUGUCACUGGGCAGCUCGCGGCUGUGCUUCCCUUUUGUAGUCUGUAAUAGUUUGCAAGCCCUGCAACAUCCGACGAGCGUUGGAGCCGUUGUAGGACGAUUCGAUCUUAGUCCUGUAUUGACGCUUUGCCUGUUUGAUGGUUUGUCGUAGGGCAUAGCAGGAUUUCUUAUAAGCUUCCGGGUUAGAGUCCUGUUCCUUGAAAGCGUCAGCUCUACCCUUUAGCUCAGUGCGGAUGUUGCCUGUAAUCCGUGGCUUCUGGUUGGGGUACGUACAGUAACUGUGGGGACGACGUCAUCGAUGCACUUAUUGAUGAAGCCAGUGACUGAUGUGGCGUACUCCUCAAUGCCAUCGGAAGAAUCCCGGAACAUAUUCCAGUCUGUUUUAGCAAAACAGUCCUGUAGCUUAGCAUCUGCUUCGUCUGAGUCACUGGUGCUUCCUGCUUUAGUUUUUGCUUCAGGAGGAUAGAAUUAUGGUCAGAUUUUCCAAAUAGUGGACGAGGGAGAGCUUUGUAUGCGUCUCUGUGUGUGGAGUAAAGGUGGUCUAGUGUUUUUUUCCCCUCUGAUUGCACAUUUAACAUGCUGGUAGAAAUGAGGUAAAACAGAUUUAAGUUUCCCUGCAUUAAAGUCCCCGGCCACUAGGAGCGCCGCCUCUGGGUGAGCGUUUUCCUGUUUGCUUAUGGCCAUAUACAGUUCAUUGAGUGCGGUCUUAGUGCCACCAUCGGUUUGUGGUCAUAAAUAGACAGCUACUAAGUAUAUAGAUGAAAACUCUCUUGGUAGAUAGUGUGGUCUACAGCAUGUCAUGAGAUACUCUGUCAUGCUAUUCAUCCGCCGCCAUCACCUCAUGUUUCAGCAUGAUAAUGCAGGACACCACAUCACAAGGAUCUGUACACAAUUCCUGGAAGCUGAAAAUGUCCCAGUUCUUCCAUGGCCUGCAUACUCACCCAUUGAACAUGUUUGGGAUGGUCUGGAUCGACGUGUACAACAGCGUGUUCCAGUUCCCGCCAAGAUCCAGCAACUUCGCACAGCCAUUGAAGCGGAGUGGGACAACAUUCCACAGGCUUCAAUCAACAGCCUGAUCAACCCUAUGCGAAGGAGAUGUGUCGCGCUGCAUGAGGCAAAUGCUUGCACACCGUUCUGGCACUCCACGUCCUUUCCAACCACUCCGCUACAAACCGCUCUGCGCUCACAGGGGAAUAAACUACUGCUCCAUUCAUUUAAAAUCACAAUUUAACCAACACCCAUCUAUUUUUCUGACUACCUGGACCUACCACUUGGUUUUGAAGUAUUGAAACCAAACCAUAUGAUUUGAAUGAGAAGUAUUUUAAUAAACAUGAAAAGGUGAAUGUAAGAAGCGCUCAACAUUUCAAAAAAGGAUACAUGUCAUAUUAAACAGCAUGUAAACACUCUAAAUAGGUCAGGAGCCAAACACGGCGCCUAAGAAUGAAUGAAAAUGAAUUAUUUAGACAAUUAUUUCAAGGCAAUAUCCUACAAAGAAAUACAUUGUGAAUACAUUUGCGAGUGCGACACAAUGGGCUGGUAGGGACAUAAAGAGCUCAGCAUUUAAACAACAUUUCGUUGUAUUAAAUCAUUAUAGUCUAUAAAUUGCGCAUAUAGGCUGUGACUUACUUACAAUUACAGUGAGGGAAAAAAGUAUUUGAUCCCCUGCUGAUUUUGUACGUUUGCCCACUGACAAAGAAAUGAUCAGUCUAUCAUUUGUCAAAAAUGUCAAAAAUGUUAUAAAUUGAUUUGCAUUUUAAUGAGGGAAAUAAGUAUUUGACCCCCUCUCAAUCAGAAAGAUUUCUGGCUCCCAGGUGUCUUUUAUACAGGUAACGAGCUGAGAUUAGGAGCACACUCUUAAAGGGAGUGCUCCUAAUCUCAGUUUGUUACCUGUAUGAAAGACACCUGUCCACAGAAGCAAUCAAUCAAUCAGAUUCCAAACUCUCCACCAUGGCCAAGGCCAAAGAGCUCUCCAAGGAUGUCAGUGACAAGAUUGUAGACCUACACAAGGCUGGAAUGGGCUACAAGACCAUCGCCAAGCAGCUUGGUGAAAAGGUGACAACAGUUGGUGCGAUUUUUCGCAAAUGGAAGAAACACAAAAUAACUGUUAAUCUCCCUCGGCCUGGGGCUCCAUGCAAGAUCUCACCUCGUGGAGUUGCAAUGAUCAUGAGAACGGUGAGGAAUCAGCCCAGAACUACACAGGAGGAUCUUGUCAAUGAUCUCAAGGCAGCUGGCCCAAUAGUCACCAAGAAUACAAUUGGUAACACACUACGCCGUGAAGGACUGAAAUCCUGCAGCGCCCGCAAGGUCCCCCUGCUCAAGAAAGCACAUAUACAGGCCCGUCUGAAGAUUGCCAAUGAACAUCUGAAUGAUUCAGAGGAGAACUGGGUGAAAGUGUUGUGGUCAGAUGAGACCAAAAUCGAGGUCUUUGGCAUCAACUCAACUCGCCGUGUUUGGAGGAGGAGGAAUGCUGCCUAUGACCCCAAGAACACCAUCCCCACCGUCAAAAAUGGAGGUGGAAACAUUAUGCUUUGGGGGUGUUUUUCUGCUAAGGGGACAGGACAACUUCACCGCAUCAAAGGGACGAUGGAUGGGGCCAUGUACCGUCAAAUCUUGGGUGAGAACCUCCUUCCCUCAGCCAGGACAUUGAAAAUGGGUCGUGGAUGGGUAUUCCAGCAUGACAAUGACCCAAAACACACGGCCAAGGCAACAAAGGAGUGGCUCAAGAAGAAGCACAUUAAGGUCCUGGAGUGGCCUAGCCAGCCUCCAGACCUUAAUCCCAUAGAAAAUCUGUGGAGGGAGCUGAAGGUUCGAGUUGCCAAACGUCAGCCUCGAAACCAUAAUGACUUGGAGAAGAUCUGCAAAGAGGAGUGGGACAAAAUCCCUCCUGAGAUGUGUGCAAACUUGGUGGCCAACUACAAGAAACGUCUGACCUCUGUGAUUGCCAACAAGGGUUUUGCCACCAAGUACUAAGUCAUGUUUUGCAGAGAGGUCAAAUACUUAUUUCCCUCAUUAAAAUGCAAAUCAAUUUAUAACAUUUUUAACAUGUGAUUUUCUGGAUUUUUUUGUUGUUAUUCUGUCUCUCACUGUUCAAAUAAACCUACCAUUAAAAUUAUAGACUGAUCAUGUCUUUGUCAGUGGGCAAACGUGCAAAAUCAGCAGGGGAUCAAAUACAUUUUUCCCUCACUGUAAAUAGAAAUUAAACGAAAAAUGCCUUAUUAGUAGGCUCAGUCUACAGUGCCUUUUUGAAUUAAUUUUUUUAAACACGAGUUUGGCCAGAGUCUGUGGCUUCAGGCUCAUGUGAUGGUGCCUGGAGAGCAGGCCAGCAGCGGAGAAUAUCCUCACUCCUUUGGGAAUCUCACUCUGCGCUCUAGUACAAUUUGGUAUGCUCUGCUCCUCGCUCUGCUCCAGCUCUGCUCACAUACUCUGGUGGUCACACAAGAUACUGACUGGUUUUCUGAUCCAUGCCCCUACUUUUAUUUUUUAAAGCUAUCUGUGACUACCAGAUGCAUAUCUGUAUUCCGAGUCAUGUGAAAUCCAUAGCUUUGGGCCGAAUGAGUUUAUUUCAAUUUACUGAUUUCCUUUAUAUGAGCUGUAAAUCAGUAACAUGUUAGAAAUUGUUGCAUGUAGCGUUUAUAUUUUUGUUCAGUGUAUAUAUAAAUAAUAUCAAUACAUAAUGUUAACGCCUCGAUCACACCGAUAGUGUCAUUGCAUUUUGCUACACCAGAAGUACAUUCAUUUCCAAUGGAACGCUGCGUUUGCCUUGCAGCGUUGCAGAGGCAGUUGCAGUGCGUUCUGUGUGGUGCAUAUGUUGGAUUUAUCGAACGUAUGCAUGAAACUGUAUGCGUAGACAGCUUGACAGAAAUGGUAGCAGAAGGUGAAUGUUGAACUUUUGUUCGACACAUAUCCAGAUGCUGCUGCAUACCAUUUUGCGGGAUGGCGCUGUCGGUGUGAUCGAGGCGUAACCCUCUACCUCUCUCUGCCCCCUCCAGGCCGGCAGCAGCAGCAGCCCAGGCAGGAGCCCGCUACAGCACUGCAGCCGAUGCCCUGGCUGCCCUGGUGGAUGCCGCCGCCUCCGCCCCUCAAAUGGACGUCAACAAGGGCAAGGACUCCUCCAAGCACGAUCGAGACGACGACAUGUCUUUAUCAUCUGCGGCGGCCAGGCGGCAGCACGAGCUGCAGCUGGAGGCAGACAGGCGCUCCAUGCAGUCUCCCUACGGCCCCAUGUCUCUGCCAGGGGGGAAACUCCACCCAGGAUACGCUGAGGGGCCCGGUGGUCCCCAGGGGAGUAAAGACAAGGGUCCUCCCAGCAAGUCACGCAUCGAGGAGGAGCUGAGGACCAGAGGAAAGACCACCAUCACGGCCGCCAACUUCAUUGACGUCAUCAUCACGAGCCAGAUCGCCUCGGACAAGGACUCCCGGGAGAGAAGCUCCCAGAGCUCCGACUCCUCCAGCAGCUGUGAGUCUUCCACAUAGAACAACAUAGAACAGGGAACAGUAUAGAACGUAGACACGAUGGGACAGAUGGGAUGGAAGCCAGUACUGUAACACUGCUGUGGUGGGUGGAUACCUGGAUAUAGAUUUGGUUUGCGUUUUAAUUCCCAACAUUUCUAACAUGUAAGGCUUAACAACAUAGCAAAUAACAAAAAAAAAAAAUAUAUAUAAUUAUAAUAUCUCAUAUGUUAGUGAGAGGGUUGUUUUUAAAGUGUGUCUGUGCCUGGCCCUGCAGUGUCGUCCAGUCGGUAUGAGGUCCCCAGUGGAGGAGCUAUCGAGGUGAUCAGCCCAGCCAACUCUCCAGCCCAGUCCCAGCAGGAGAAGCAGCAGCAGCAGGACGACAGGGAGAGGGCCGACAGGGACAGGGCCGCACAGGCAGCAGCACAAGGUGAGAUGGCUCUAUAUACUGUGAAACAUACAAUAAUAAGAUGUGUUCUCAGUGCUGGUUUCCCUGACACAGAUUAAACCUGCACCUGGACUAAAAAAAGCUUGCUCAAUAGUGAAUAUCUAUUGAAAGUGCAUUUCAGUCAAGGCUUAAUGUGUCCGAGAAACUGGCCCUUACUGACCGGUAAAGCUCUAUAGAUGCCAUAUAUGGAGACUUGACUUGAAGUAUUCUCUUGACGCUCUCAAUCACUCCCUUUCUCAAGUACUGUUUUCCUUUUCCAAGGUUUAAGUUACCUACCAUGUCCUACUUGAUUACAGUACAUUCUCUGUACUGAACUGACUUCUAAUACUAAAUUGAACCGGCUCAGCUCUACAAGCUGUAUUGAAUUCAGGUUACAACUGCAGAGGCAUACAGUAUCUUAUAGUGAUGAUAUGGAGUAAACAUACUACAACCCGAAUGACUCUUCACCCGAGUCAUCUGAGUACAACAGAUAUAGCAGACGAUACCAUUCCAUUCCCAACUAGCCCCCGUCUGGUCACCAGACCGCUCCACAAUCUAUUUCUGUCCGCUGGAGGCAAAUGUGUAUCAGCUGGUGCUGGAAUACAGUGCAGUGCUACCCCUCCUCUCCCUCAUCUCCCCCUCCCCCAACUCAGUCUGGUGUGUGUGUGUGUUUGUGGAAUAUUCUCACUCAGCAGCUGGCAUGCGUCCCUUUGACAUGAGCCGCUACCGACAGUCAGCGGAGUCACAGCAGCCCCCCUCCUCCCAGGCUGACGGAGGGUACUCCCAGGUCCCCAAGACCCACCGAGUCAUGACCCUGGCUGACCACAUCUCGGUAAGAUACUCUGGUAGCUUUCCACGGUUGCAUGCCAUGUCAUUGCAUGCGCAGUCGGGCAUCAGAUAGCUAUAACAUAUUAUGUGGCUAUCUAAUAUGUUAAACAGGUCUGAGAGAUCUGGCAGGCAUCUGCAAUGUAGUCAGCCUGGAACGCACCCACUGACUGAAGAAGAGCCCAAUGACUCAUUAAUUCAUAGCCCUUUUUAACUGGAAUCCUGAAUCCUGAGGCAAACAAUCCAUAUUCUGUGUAACCAAUACAAAUGACUUUACCAAAAAUGUAUGUACCUCCUAUACCACUUUUUGUUGAGUUAUGAUAUCUUGAGUGAUCCAUCGACUGAACUGCAAAUUAUGAUCUGAACAACUCUGACAACAGCCUCUACUAGACAUCUUAAUAGAGAAAUACCUUUAAGAGUAGUGACUGAAAAUUGAUGUAUGCCUCCAAGUAAUAACAUCUCCCCGAUGUCUGUCCUUUUGUCCUCUCCUCUUUCUCCUUUAUAGCAUAUCAUCACCCAGGACUUUGCCAGGAACCAGGACCCUCCUCAGUCCUCCACCACCAUCUCCUCCACUGCCACCACCACUUUCCAAAGUGCCCAGCUGCCCGUGUCUAUCUUGGGCCCCGGGGGCCGUGCCAAGGGCCCCAGCCGCUACAGCCCAGAGAACCAGGCCCAGGCCCCAUCACACCACCAGAGACCCACACCCAGCAGAGUGUCUCCCGAUAACGCCCCUGACAAGCCCAGAGCCAGGUACAGUAACAGCACCCGCCGGUAGCCCAACACAGCCUCUUCACCAAGCCAGCCUGGGACAUGGUCAUUAGGGUACACCAUAGCAAAAUGUUUUGCAACAAAAAACAAAAACUUGUGUUCAGGUAAAAAAAAAACAUUUUCUCCCUACUGAACAUAACCCUGGUGGUGCACCUCUGACCAUUCCAUCAGAUUCUCACUUUUUCCUCUCUUCCUCUGUGCCUCCCCCAGACCUGGUAAAUCCCCUGAUCGGGGUGGCAGGGGGGCAUUGGAGAGCUAUGAGCCCAUCUCCCCUCCCCAGAGCUACCAGGAUAAACAACAGGAAGCCAGAGAGCAGCAGCAACCCCAGAGACGAGAGGCUGACCAGCCUGAGAUGAGGUGUGUAGGACUGGUAUAUCUUCAUACGUAGUGCGUGUACUCGCAUUUGUUUAUAUUCACGUAACGUUGGCUUUCAAUGUUAUAGCUAGGCAUAUCUGUAUGUUUCGGUAUCUUUAAGGUUUAAGUGACAAACCGAAAAGCAUAACAUCAUUUUUGUUGUAUGUCUACAUGCAUUUGUGUGUGUGUGGAUACUAGAUACCUUCCCCUGGCACAUGGAUUCAGUGCCCAUGGGCAGAAUGUGUCUUGUGGGCAGCUGUGACCCAUUUGGCUUGCCAACAGAGUGGAAACUGGGGAGAGGUGCCAAUGGCACACUAGCCUACCUGACUCUUAACCCCUGUGGUGGCCUUUCUCUGGUUACAGGGGUGACUCUCGCUCCCCUGGCAGUGUCAGCUACCUGCCCUCCUUCUUCACCAGGCUGGAGAACACCUCCCCUAUGGUGAAAUCCAAGAAGCAGGAGAUCAUUCGUAAGUUGAACUCCUCUUGUGUCAGUGAUUCUGAUGUUGGUAAGUGUGCUCUCUUCUUAUCUACCUUGUACUUACGUCAUUUAAGAAAGCUUGCCAUGAUGGAAAUAAUGUAGUAAUUUGAUGGAACUCAACUUAUACAGUAUUAUAUUAAUAUAUAAUGGGAUGCAUUGCACUCAUUUCUCAUUUUCACAAGGGAAAACAUUGUAAUAGGAAGGCAUACUGUAAAACGACUAACAAUUAACUUUGUCUUUAGCGCCAUUUUAGUUUGUCAGACAUUUUGUUUACUGUGCUAUCAUUUCUCCUUUCAGGAAAUGCACAACCAGGCACAGAGAUCUUCAACUUGCCUGCUGUGACCAGCUCAAGUGAGUGUAGAUAUUUCUAACAACAUAGGAUCCCAUUCUAUCACCAUACAAACUCUUCUCAUAUUCAAACAAACUAGAAUCAUUUAAACCAGCCACUUGUGGGUAGUGUUCAGUAAGCACCAAAUGGAAUAAAAUACAUUUAAACACGUUUCAAAAUGUUUUCUGUUUGCAUACCCUAAUGAACACGACCGUGCUGGCUGCUCCAUGUCUUCCCUGUCUAAUCAGCCUGUGUGUGCGUGUGUUUGGCCCUCCAGGCAGCGUGAACCCCAGGAACCACUCCUUCAGCGACCCGGCCAGUAACCUGGGCCUAGAGGACAUCAUUCGCAAGGCCCUGAUGGGCAACCUGGAAGAAAGGCCAGAGGAGCACCAAGGAGGGCCUCAGCCCAGCUCUAACACCCCCAGCAACGAGGCCCGCCAGGAGGCCAACCCUUCACCUAGCAUGGGUCAGUGGCAAACAACCACACCAACUAAAACCCAUCAUGGGAAUCAAAUUAUUUUAAUUUCUGAUAUUUAGAACAAACUCACCAGACUAGUUCUAAGCUUUUGCUAACUCUCUUGCAUUAUUGCUAACACUCUUGUAUUUGUCUGAUUGUCCAACAGGCAAACAUAAACAGCAGAGCAAAGCCAACAGCCGAAAGUCAAAGUCGCCCAACCCAGGCCAGGCAUACGCAGCAGCAGGAGGGGAGCGGCCCUCUUCAGUCUCUUCCGUCCACUCAGAGGGAGACUACCACCGGCAGCCCCCGGCCUGGUCCUGGGAGGACCGGCCCUCAUCCACAGGUACAUUAGGCCCUUAGCCCCAUAUAAACCCUGUCUGUCUGGCCAUUUGUCUGUACACCAUUCCACAUUAACAGCCACACAGGUAUUCAGAAAUCUGGAUUGUAUUUUCUUGUCUCUCAAAAAUUUAUUUUCAGCCUGACAUAAGACACAAAUGAACAAUCUGAAUCCCUCUAACGACAAUCCUGUCUCACUUUACUCUCCAGGCUCCAUGCAGUUCCCCUAUAACCCCUUGACCAUGCGCAUGCUGAGCAGCACACCCCCCACCUCCAUGCAGGCCCAGCAGCCUCCACCUGGAGGCCCUCCGGGACCCCAGCAGCAGCAGCAGCAGCGUGUAUGGGAGCGGGAGCCCCUACUGUCGGAGCAGUAUGAGACCCUGUCAGACAGUGACGACUGA
This is a messenger RNA of Coregonus sp. 'balchen', 45231 nucleotides long. The record is from the annotation of a GenBank genome assembly. Lineage: Eukaryota; Metazoa; Chordata; Actinopteri; Salmoniformes; Salmonidae.